Messenger RNA from Xyrichtys novacula (pearly razorfish), 65937 nucleotides. The record is from the annotation of a GenBank genome assembly. Lineage: Eukaryota; Metazoa; Chordata; Actinopteri; Labriformes; Labridae.
GGGUAAAACAGACCCAGCAGCAGCAGCAGCAGCAGGCAGGCUGUGCUUUUAAAAGACCCGAGGAGACUAUAAAAGUGCUUUCAUGCCCGCUGCAGGAGAGACUCAGCUCGAUAUGCAAGCGAACAAACAGAGGAGGGCUGAGCAGACAGAGUAGAUAGACGGGUUGAGGUAGAUUAGAGCAGCAUUGGUGUUUUUAAUUCAGUUUAGUUUAUCAAUACGGGAUAUUUAACUCAAAAAAGUAGAGUCAGACUUCUUUUUGGUACGAAUAGGAUGUGCGCCUUUUCCAGCCGACCCAGUACCGUGUGACACAAUCCCACCCCCCCACACACCGAGCUGGAUUCACUAACCGGUCUGCUUUCUAACCGGGGGAAGUCGGGCUCAUUCAAACUUUUCUGGCUGUACUUUUGAUGCCACGGAAAUGGGAGCGCGCCAACCGGAGAGCGUGUCCUCGCUGUGCAGAAAAAGUUUGCUUUGGACCGUGCUGAUCCUCUGCCUCAGCACAUUUGUGGACGGGACCUGGAAGACGGGACUUUACAAAACCUACUCAACCGGGACUGUAACCUCUCACACCUCAGUCUAUCAGAAAAGGUAAGGGGAACCACUUUAUUGUCACUUUAUGAUAUAUUGAAAGUCUUUUCAUAACGCACUGAAAUCUCUUUUAUGCACAGUAUGUCUUCAUUUACCUUUACCCUAAAGAGUCACUUAUUGUAUUUUUAAUUUCAUGCAUGACCCUGCAGAGCUAUUCCCAUCCUCAUCCAUCCACCAUGUCCCAUUGUCUUCCUGACAGUUUGUUUCCUUUUUCCUGUGCUGGCAGCACACUUUGCUUUGUCGACUCCCAUCCUCAUUGUUGUCCCCAAGCUCACCCACCUCCCCUCGGUUCGGCUCCUUCUGAGCACCUCCUUAGUCUCUGCGUGAGGUGUGCAGGGUGCACCAUCUCACCUGCAGCAGAAAAUAUGCAUUUACCUCUAACACCACUAAGAUGCAUGUUUGAGAAUCUGCAUUUUGACUUCACAUAACCAUCUCUACCUCUUGCACGGAGACCAUCAAUAAGACCAUUCCCCUCAUACAAAUAUUUAUCUUUUAGGUUAUAAGUGUGUGCAGCCUGAGACCCCCUUUGCUUUCAUGAGACCCCUUUCAGGUGGCUCUCAGUCCUCCCCUGGCUCAUUGCCCCGCUCAGAUCCCCCUGUCACUCGCGGUCAAAGGUUUGUGGAUGUGUUUACUAAACACAUGCAGCUGGGACUCGACCACAUCUGGGCUUGUUGUGGGAAAGGUGGAGGAGUUUACAGUUGGUGCGCCGCAGGAUGAGACAGAGUUGAAGCUGCUGUCGGUGCAUUAGAGGUCAGCGGGUUUGAGGGGGUUCGGUGUCAUCGUCCACCUGCUGUUGUCUGGCCUAGAAGUGGGAGUUUAUAGAGUGUCAACAAUGCCGAACAGUGGCGGUGAGUUUUGGAGUGAAGAAUGUUCUCCCAUGAGCACUUGCAGCUUUGUAUUCAAAGACAGAAACUUGUCAUUGAAAGGAAGUGAAUCUGAAUUUUAGACAAAGAAUUCCAUCACAAGAAAACCUUCAACAAGAAUGUCUUUCUCUGUCUUCACACAGUGAUUAUCCAAACCAAAGGGAUUAGCAGCUCCUGGGUAAUUUCUCUUCUGUGGUGGAGCUGAUAAAGUGUUCCCUCACCCCUGUCCUUCUUAACAACUGUAUGAGCUCGGUACAUUGACGGGUUAAAGAGGUAGCUGCUUCUUCAUUUCUCGUCUCGCCCGCUUCUUUAUCCUCCUCUUCAGAGGACUUGUCAUGGUCUGACAGGCAGUCUGAACCCUGUGGCCACCCUCAUUCCUCACCCAUCAUAACCGUGUCCACGCUUUCUUUGCAUAUGGGGAUGAAUACGGCAGAGAUUCCAGGAGGCUGAGUCCUGAGUGGCUUAAAGCAGAAUGGAUUUAGAUCCAGACGUUCAAAGAGCUUCAGUUAAUGUAUGCUCUCAAGGACAUUUUUCACAGAUAUUAGGAGGCACUGCUCCUUUAAUAAUCAUCUGGUGGGUGAAAAAUAUUUAUUUAUCUGGGCUAGUCUCAAGGAAUUAAACCAGAGACCCUCAAAGAGCUGCAAAGAAUCAACAAAUAUCAACAAAAACAUUUAUUUUGAGUUUUAAGGAGCAUUUACUGCUUUUCCUAUUUUCUUUUCAGUUGUAGCUCGACAUUUUUGAUGAAAACAAGCUUCAAAAAAUCGUUGCAGCAUAUCCUCUUCAAGUGAGUUUGAGAAAAUUACCCUGAGAGAUCACGAGAGAGAGACAUGAGGACCACACUACAUCAGUCCUGGCUUCCUGUCAGUUUCAGAAUCCAGCUCAAGAUUUGACUACUUGUUUCCAAAACUUUGCAUUGGCCGGCACCGUCAUAACAAUCUGAGCUGUUGCACCAACACGCUCGAGUCAAAGCACCGAGGUCAACACAUCAGAUGCUCCUGGAGACUUCAAGAUCCAAGCUCAACAAAACUGAUUUUUCUGCAGUGGCUGCUCAUAUUCUUUGGACAUGUCAAGUCUAUAGCUAGGGCUGGGUGAUAAAAUGAUAAUAUCAAAAAUUAAUUUCCCUUGAUAUCAGUAUGAAACAUGGUCAAUAUGCUUUUCGAUAGCCAGCAUUCUGCCAUGUUUUGGUAGAUGAUACGAAUAAUGAAAAGGGGAGUUUCUCCGGGUCGCGCUGCGCUGUCGUGUCCUGAAUUAGAAGCAAGUAGCAAACAACUGCGUAGUAUCAGGCUGCAGCUACACGUAACCAUAACACCUUAACACAUGAAGCCUACAGAACUGUCGGUGAGAAAACAAGAAAAUGAGCACUACCCCAGACAGAUGGCGACACUGUCGACAACACUGCCAGGAAAACAUCGGUGGUGUAGAGCUAUUUUGGCUUUUUGAGGUCAGACAUGAAGCAGAGUCAAGUCGUGAUUAUCGUGAUUAGAGCUGCAGCUAUCAAAUAUUCUAGUAAUCGAGUAUUCUACCGAAUAUUCUAUUGAUGACUUGAGUAAUUGGACCCAAACCUCAGACUCAUAUAAAGUUAGAUUUCCUAUAGCCCCGCAAUGAAGGCCAGAUUCUGAGAAAUAGAGGACAAUCGCGGAACAAGCGUGUGCGUUAGCGGAUUGCAAUGCUCGUAAGAAAGCUAAUUAUGAUAUUAACUUUCAUCAUGUCUCUAAAGACAAUAAUUCGCCGGGGGGUCUGAAAAGUCGCUAAAGUCGCUAGGUUGGCAACACUGCAUGAAAAGCCCCUCUCAUCAUUAAUUUUUUCUGCUCUGCAAAACCUAAACAGCGCUUACUUCUUCUUCUAUCGUGGUGACGUAAGCGCAUUGUGUCACCUUCAAAAGAAUCCGUACGAAACAGUGACGAUUCGAGCUUAUAAACGAGAACUCGAGGCAGAGAAAACUCCUCGAUCAUUAUUUGUAAUCGAAGUACUCGAGGUAUUCGAGGAAUCAUUUCAGCCCUAAUCGUGAUAAACUUUUUCCCAUAUCGCCCAGCCCUAUCUAUAUCUGUUCAUACAAGGACGGUCUGGACCCUUGAACGUUUAAAACCAUUGUUUAGUAGAACUCAUGUCUUUGCAUUAGCUUGUGAUUCUUCUUGUUUAAAAUACUGUAAAUAAACCCUGACUGGGCCUGUGUGCAGCUGACCAGUCCAGUCAGAGUUUCCUGCAGGUGAUCAGCUCAGAUCUACAUGAUUGAUCAUGACAGAGUCCUGGACGUGAUAAUGUUCAACCCUUCAGUCAGGGGGAAUCCAUUUUUUACGUCCAUCUUUUAACGGUUGAAGCAGCAAACAGCUGUCACACGCAGACACACUUAAGGCUCAGAGGUUUCCAUGCCUGAGAGCUCAAACAGACAGAGACAAAUGAGGCUUUUCCUUGUUCCUCUGAGGCUGCUGUGAGGAGGCACUUAGCCAUGACCUCUAAAGACCUUCUGCUUUUGAUGAUCUUCACUGUCCUCCAUGUGUGGAAGAAAACACACUUCAUCAUCGGCCCAGAAACUCUUUUACGUUUUAAAAUCCUUCAAUAAAAACGGAGCAGAUACCCUUACACCCCUCUUCUCUCCCAGACCACCUGAUUCCUCCUUUUUCUGUCAGGAGCUGCAGAUUAUGAUUUCAGGAAUGUCCUACUCUUCUCUUUUCAUUAAUUUCACUGUGACUGCACUCUCUUUUUCCCUCUUUGUCAUGUGUUGUUGCACCACAUUUAUCUUCUCCCUCUUUUAUGUCCUGUGGGACCUGCGGUGCUUCAUAACCGUCUUUACUUUCACUUUUAUGUCCCCAUUCAAAGUUCCCCUUAUGUGACCACCUAAUUAUCCAAUCACCAUUGUUUUUUUCUCCUCUCUUCUGGCUUUUGGCCGCUUUCGUCUUUUGUCCUUUGUAUUUUUUCCCACACAGAGAGAAAUUCCUCCAGAUUUCUGCAUUUCAAACAUAUCUUUGAAUGUUUGGCCCUUUUCCUCCUCCCCCUACAUGAAUGGUUGGGUGGCAGGAAAGGGAGUAACGUGAAUGUUUCUCAUCAGAGGUUUGCCCUCUUGUCAGUUCCCACAGCUAAACCCGAGCUGCUUCCUCCUGUGCUUCUGCGGAAGGUGCGCUGACUCUGUCGUUUGGUCAUGAAAGAUGCAGAAUGCAGAGCUUACAAGGCGAAAUAAGGCCGAUCUCUGUAACUACAAGAGAGCAAUUUAUUUUUAGAGGAGAGAGAUUAAAGGGAAAGCGACUAAAAGUUUCUUAUUUUAGAUCUGUAAAUCAGAGAGUUUAAGGGUCUGACUAAGGUAGAAGUAGAAACGCUUGCUGAUAUAAUCAUAAACGUCUACUUUGAGGUUUUGAAGUGCCGCUCUCAGCCUUUAAACCUCCUGUUUGAAUUUUUUAACUCUUGUUUUUUUUUUAUUCCUGUUUCUCUGUCGCAGCGUUCGCAGCACGGAGGAACAGAUGGGACAAAGCUGUGAUGUGUCUGUCCCUCAAAGAUUGUGUUUCUUUCUCGACUGUCUGCUGCUGCUGCUGCCGCCGUGUGCGACGUCUAGAGAUGGUUGAUGAUUUAUUUAGCUUGGGGAUCAGCGCUCCGAAUGUGCCAUGUGUGCUUAGAGACCUGAUACUCUCUGAGGGCCCGCCUGGUGCUUUUGCCUGUGAAACAGCGUGGUGCUGGCGGGUUUCACACUUCAUAACACCGGGACGCCUCCAGUAAGAGGAAGGUGUUGAUAAUGAAACGUUUUAGAGUGAAAGACGGAGUGCACCGAGCACCUGUGGCCCUUUAUGAUUAAAUCCAGACUAAAUUCAAUGGACCAUUGUGUUGUCCGUCUUUGCCUCAGGCUUGUAAGUGAGACAGAUUUCUAAUCACUUCCCAGAGAAGAUAAUAACAUUACCUGUACCCAGUCAAUGAAAUCAUCCUUCAAAGGUCUGUCCUCUUCUAUCUAGAUCCUCAAAAUAUUGAUUUUGCGGACUUGUUUUUAUAUAACAUAUCAAGUCUAAAUGAGUUUUGGUGAGAUAUGCAGGUCACUCAGGUUUUAGUUUCAAGCCGAUUGUGAAAUUGUAAACUUUCUUUUGUUAUUUCAUUCACUGGGGCAGCAGCGAUUGGCAUUUCCUCUUUGGUAAUUGCAUAAGUGCAAUGCAAAGAGAGAGGGAGAGACCAUAAAACCCACCCCCACUUCCUUCUUCAUACCCCCUGGUGAACAUCUUAGCUGUUCCCAGGUGAAACCUCCUCCCGGCCUGGGAAACUCAGAUGUUUAUCUGUUGGGUCUGGAGGAUAAGUGGCGGGGAGGAGUUAGGGUUCAUACUCCCCACCUCCCCUCACCCACAGCUUUACCUGACCACAGCUCCUUCAAUGUCUGAAACUUUCCACCCAUGGCAAGAGUGUUUUUUUCUGGUGAAGGGAAAGUAAUCAUGGUGUAAUCAGAAAGAUCUGUCUCCAUUUUUGGGUGGUCUUCUGGCCUAAUGGAUAUCCUCAGGUACAUAUUUUAAACAUAUCCGAAUCAUACAUGUCUCAUUUUUGAACCCAUUUUCCAAACUGUGGAUGUGAAAUAUCUUUUGUAGAUUUGUAGUGAUUUUAGCUUGAUUUCUCUAUAGUCCACAAAGGGUUAUCAGUUAUUCUCAAACUUAUCAGAGGACUCAUGUAUCAUGAAUCUCAGUUUUUCAACCCUGAAGUGCUUCAUCAGAGUCCAGCUCAGGGAAUAAGGGGACUUCCACUGGAGAAGGAUCAGCCUCCGAGCUAACAAAGUUACACAUUCUGUUAUUCCGAGAUUGGUUCCCUAAAAGAGUCUGUUUUUUUUCUCCAGCUUUGCCAAAGAUAGCAAUCGCAGGAUCAGUUUGGACUCCUAAAUCGAAAAUAUCAGAUAUUGUUUGGAAGUCUGAGCUCCAGUAAGUGGAGAGGCUGGGGCAGUAGCAGAAUGAGUCUGCUGAGGAGGCAGGAAAGUCGAUAUCUGAGAGUAACUUAGGGAGUUUGACCUUUGAGAAAUAAAGGAAAUGCUGCUUUCUUUUUGUUAAUCUCUGAAGAACACUCCGCCAGACUCUAACGUAAUCUGUUUGACCUGCAUUUUAGAAAAUAAACCAUUAUUUCUGAAGGUUAAACGAUUAUUUCAUGAAUGUUGUUGAGGGUGUUUUUUCUUUUCUCCGCUCAGGACUCGGUGUGCGACGGCCACCACAUGUGCGGUUUGUUAACAGGAGCAGUUGGGGGCUGCUUGGCAUCCCCCGCCUUUGGCAGUUUCCUUUAGUGUAAAUGGUCUCAGAAACCCACCCACCCACAUACACACACACACACACACACAUACAAACAUAUGGUCUUGCAUAUUGACAAACAGACUCCAGUGGGAUACACCCCCCUCUCUUCUCUUGUGAACACAUUGGCACCAGAACACACAAAGUGUAGUUUUGAGCUAUGAGCCACACGGUCCUCUUUGUUUCUGCAUAAAGCCUCUUUUCUGUACACCUUUUGAUUGGAUAAACACACAGCCUAUAGCAGCAGUUUUCUACAGUUCUCAUCUCCAUAUGCAGCUAAUCUGUUUGUUUGUGCACUUCAUCACUAGAAUAUAACAUAUAAUAUCCUGAACAGCUUCAAGAAGUUAUCCAGGUCUCCAAAUUUGUGAAGAGUAAGUCUGCACUAGGGCUGGGCGAUAAACCGAAAAUUUACAGAUUCAGAAAUUUACGACAAUAACCAAUGUCAUUUUGCCCGUGUCAAUAUAUUUGGUGUCAAAAAAGUAAAUAAAUAAAAUAGGGUGAUCAUUUGCCCUCUUUUUUUACCUGGACAUGUCCUCUUUUUUAGGGACUGUCCAGGAUUUUGUGUGGAAGUUUCGACUAUGUGUCAUGUGGACUUACUGAGUUGAAAGCGCGUAGAGGACACUCAAUCCGACCCGAAAAACUCUCAAGAUUAACUAUGUGCAACUCUGUGACUUCGCCGCUGUGUAGACGUGUCCUCUUUUGGGGAUUUGGAAUAUGGUCACCCUACAUAAAAGUUGGUUUUGAUGUGUGUAGGCUAUGGUCGCAUGUCUCUUGCCCGAAGCUGCUCGCCCCCUCCAAAAUUGACUUUGUCUACUUCAGCCCCUCCAUCUCCUCACCUGUCUUUACCUCUUUGUUACAGACUGGAUGGGGUGGAGUCACGUUUUCGAUGUAGGACAGCGUCGUAAAGGGACAUGAGACCAUAGCCUACCUACACAUCCAAAACCAACUCUAUUUAUUUAUUUAUUUUGACACUAAUACGGGCAAAAUGACGUUGAUUAUUGUUGUCAAUUUCAGUAUUGGUAAAUUUCCGGUUUGUCGCCCAGCCCUAAGGUGAAUUGCUUAAUAUAUUGUGAUAUUAAUUGGAGGCCAUAUCGCCCAGCCCUACUCUGCACUCUGCAGAUAUUUCCACCAUGCCGGAAAGAUCUCUGAGCUUUUAUGGAAGAGUUAAGAAAACUAAUUAACCCUUGGCCUUUACAUAAUCUUCUGCUUCUUACCUGCAUUUUCUCCUGUUUGAAAUCACUGCAACUAGCUUUACAGGCUGCUUGAAUAACUCGAGUGAGAGUGUAAGUAGGAACACUUGACUCUCUCAUGCUCUCAAUGAUCGUUUCCCCGCUAUAAGAUCUUAACCUCUGACCUUUGCAGAAGCUUUCCCCACAAGGAGGCCCGCUUCAUAAAAGCCUCAGAAAGUCCUGCUGCUGAUGUCUGAGGAAGAAGAAAGGGAGUGGACUCCUGACCCAGCAUUAACCCGUGAUGAAAAACUCUAAUCCACACAGGACUUGGUCUUCCUCUCCCUUCCCCUCUCAGGACUUUACCUCCUUCGAGAGACAAAUGCAAACGGAUGUGUACUGAUAGCAUGACCUCAGUGUAAAUACAGCCCACAAUGCACUCCCGCAAAUCUCACGGCUGAUUAAAAGCGUGUAAACACAAUAAAGAAGCUCCAAAACAAAAGGGUGGAGGAAGGGAGGGGGAAUCAAAACUUUGCGGGAAGAAAACAGCGCCCUGAGUGUGACUGCAUGGCUAAUUUACUUUCCUAAGGUGUUUCAAACUGCUCCUCCUUGUUGUAUUUACUCCGAAUAUUUGCUUUUGUUGCUUUUUCUGCAUUUAUAACCCCCAUCAUUGUGUUUCUCCCCGCAGGAACUGGUGUCCUCACACAGUCACUAAGACGGUGACCUGCCAGGUGCAGAAUGGGACGGUGCUCCAGCGGGUUUAUCAAACAUGUCGCUGGCCACAGGGAUGCACAGGAGGCAGGUGAGACUGCGAAAGGAGAUUAUCACUGCAGCUGCUGCAGCUCCAGAUGUUAAGGAGUCACACUACACUUCCUCUAAGAGAACUUUAUCUGUUAAAUAUUAUGUUCCCUCGGUAGUGAUGGACUCAUCCUUCUCAAAAAAGUUCCACUCGAACGUCUACCUUUUUUAGCAUCACCAUUUGUUGUUGAUGCUUAUGCCAUGUUCAGAUUUGUAUGUUUACACUUUUGGGUCACAGUCAGAACCAACAACCAGGUCAUACUGUACAUACACUCCUCCCAAUUUAGGGUCUUGAGUUUUAAAGGGAAGGCAAUGCAAAAGUGGGAUAGCUGUGCAGUCUUUCUUGCAGUCAGCAGAAGCAGAGAGAAAAUAACCUUUUUACCACCGCAGUGCAUAUUUUUCUGCAGAGUUUUUGGUCUGAAUCACUUCUUUUAAGCCUCUUUGUAAGGUAUGCUUUAGGGUUUGGCUAUUUGUAGUUAAAAAAAUAUUGUAUAUAAAUAUUAUAACUUCUGGCUUUAAUAAUCUCAAAUAGAAACAGUAUUUUUCUGAACCACAGGCUGUAAAACAGAAGUCAGAAGGUCAUGGUGGCUAAUUUCAUCCGCCAACAUUUCUGACACUUUUACAUUCAUUUGAUUCUGUUUAUUAUCCGCCGUGUUAAAAACUUGACUUUGAUUGGUCGUACAAAAUCGAUCUACAAACACCAGGGCGGGCUUAAAUUAUUGAUCAUUUCACCUUUUCCUACUGAACAUGUGUCAAAAAUGUUAGCUCUGAAUAUUUCUGACUGUUACUCUGAAUUUGUUUGGUAAGCAUGAGAACUAAAGAUUGGUUAAUGACUGAUCAGUUACUAGCAGAGGAAAUAAGAUGAGAGAAGAAAAAAAAUCAAAUGAGGAUCUGAGUGAAAAUGACACCGACUAAAUUUGAGAAAACAUACACAAAACAACCCCAAACAGCAACAUGGUGUGGGAUUUAACAAAGCUGCAGGACCAGUUGAAGGAGAAGAAAACAGACUUAAAAGUUACAGUGAAAAAAACUCUGUGUAGGAACUUAGUCGAUACUUUAAGCUACUGAGAUGCUUGAGCCAGAGUAACCUUGUUGACACGCCGCGCUACUGGUUUCUCACACUGCUGUGAGUUUUUGAUGAUCAUUGAAAUUUGGACGUCACUCCUCAGAUGUAGAAAACAAGAAUUUAUUGAGAUGAACAUUAACAAAAGACAUUUUACAAUUGAUAUCGAGCGACACUGAACGAAGAUUUCUUAUGACAAAUGAAAGUGGCCUUCAAAGUGGAGGUCUUGUUUUUAACUGAGCUUUUGUUUUUAUUUCCAUGUGCUGAUGUUCUGUGCUUUGCAAUUGUUUGUCAAAGGACUUCAUAAAUUUCUGUUUUUAAAAGUGCUAUAAAAACAAAGUUAUCAUUAUUAUUAUUAUUAUUAUUAUGAAGAAGAAGAAGUAAAACGCCGGCAUUUAGCGCCACAGCGGUCAAAAAUCUUUUACCCUGCCGGUUCGAUCACCUGCCUAUAACAGUGACUUGGCCACCUUUAUUCCUGAACCUCAUGAUAACAGGUCAGCGACACCUAAGGCACACAAAGUGGACUACAACCCAUUUUAUGGAAUCACAUCAACAUAUUUGGCUCCUACAUUCUGUGGUACAGCUGUUACUUUCUGCAUCUGUGAAAAACAGACAGAAAAACAGAUUAUUUCAGUAACCACCUGCUUACUCUUCAUUAUUCCUUACAUGGAAAAUAAAUAAUGGUGCAUACAAAUUACUUUAAAUCCACCAAGACUAAUAUCAUACCUAAUUUGAGCAAAUUUUGCAGCGGUGAUAAUAAACCAGAAAUAUCUCAAAUACGUAUUUUUACUUCACAUGAAACAGUCUCACUCUGCACACAAAGACAGCUGUUGUUACCCUCGUGUGUGUAGACGACUGAGUAUUUGGGUGUGUUUUUCAGCUACAGGACCGUGGUCAGACCUUCCUACAAAGUGGUUUACCGCACUGUGACCUCUCUGGAGUGGAAAUGCUGUCCGGGAUACAGCGGCAGCGCUUGUGAGGAAGGUGAGUUUAAACAGACAGACUCUUACAGCAGCGAAGAUGGAAAUGAGAGACUGUUGAGACUCUCUUAGAGGGACGAGGUCUCGGUCUAGGAGUGCGAAAUGGUUUUGUAGAAAAGGUCGAAUCACCUGCCCGUCUGUUUAUUUCUUCUGUCCUAAAGUGUGCUCAUUUAUCACAUCCGUACCCUCCGUCUCCUAGUCUGUGUGUGUUCCCUCCAACACAUGUGUGCAAGUGAUACUUUACAACAGGAGUGAUUUCCAUUAGACUUACAUAAGGCUGCUUCUGUCCUCCAAAUGAAGUAAAGAAAUCGGAUCCCUCGGACUCGUCGAUGUGAGUCAGGUCCCUCGGCUUUAUUAAUCACUUUUAAUGAGCUCAUUUAUUCGAGUCAGGGUGCUGCGAAGGGUUUGAUUCUUUGGUGUGGUUUUUAGUUUUAUUGUCCAGCUGCAACUGAGUCCACAUCCUCCUAAAGUGCCCUGCUAGUCUUGCUGUUUUCAUUUUUCAACUACAGUAGCUGCCCAUAAACACACACAGACACACACAGAGACACACAGUGUGUAAUGACUUCCCCUGGCACUGGCCCCCAUGUCUCUGCAGUCUGGGGAGAAGGGUGGAGUGUCUGUUUAUGCAGGGACCCAGGACUUGACUGGGUGUAACGUAAAUCGUCAGCCCUCGCGACACAAAGGACAAUAAAUGUUUACAGAGCUAUAAGUGGGUGCUUGUUUGUGGUGCAGAAAGCAGAAGCUGUUUUUCUCUUCAAUUUUCCCACUUCAAGGUGAGCUAAGAACAACUUUCAGCACUCACUGCGGCCUGUUAGUCUGCCCAAGUGUGGUUUCUCCACUCUCCCCGCCUGCUAACACAUCAAAAAAGCCGCGGUCUCCUCAUUUUUAGACCUUCUCCAUCCCUCAAAGUCAAAGAACAAACUCACAUUCAGACAACCUAGACUUUACUUAACAAAGCUGAAGAACAAGCAGUCAAACGGGGAGGAAAUUAUCCAAUUAAGUUGUUUCUGGAGGAGAUUCCCCCGCGGUUGUCAUGGCAGUGGGGGGCUGUUGAGCCAGCGGGGAUGCUGGGAUUAGCCACUUAUCAGGGCGUCGUUCCGGGUGGCUCAGAUCACAGGCAGCGCUGAGUGGAAGUGACAGCUUCCAUUCACAGGGCCUUUACUCCCCGGCACCAUGGAUGCUAUCCCGGGCCACCGGCGCUUUGUUCUGCUCCUGCCGCGUGAGCACAACCUCUUGCCAGCGCAGAACCUGACACCCCACUGCUGUCUGCCUCCCUCGCUCGCUCGCUUUAAGGAGAAAUGAAAUCUCGCACACACACUGGUAAAGCUGUCGACUGGAUUGUGUUUAGAUUUGUUGCCAUAGUGUCGCCAAGAGAAGUAAAAGCUGCAGCUAAGUGGGUGAAGGUUUCAAAUACCUGUAUCUGUGACGUCCACACAUUUCUUUGUGGGAUUUUGAAAAGCUUAUUUGACCGUGAGAUAGACCGAACUAAAAGUUUUAUGUUCUAAAACAUCAAAUAGAUAAGAAAGAGGUCUACUGUUUUGACUUCAACAUCUAAGUGCUCUUAAAAAGGCAAACACUGGAUGCAUCUAAGGGCUGGGCGAUAUGGCCUCAAAUCAAUAUCACAAUAUAUUGAGCAGUUUGAUACCGCACCUCGAUAACAAUAAAUAGACAAUAACUUCCAAAAACUUUAAAUAUCUUUAUGUAGGGCUGGGCGAUAAACCGAAAAUUUACCGAUACCAAAAUUUACGACAAUAACCAACGUCCUUUUGCCCAUAUCGGUAUAUUCAGUGUUAAAAAAAAAAAAAAGUUGGUUUUGGAUGUGUGUAGGUAGGCUAUGGUCUCAUGUCCCUUUAAGACGCUGUCCUACGUCAGAGACGUGACUCCACCCCAUCCAGUCCGUAACAAAGAGGGAAAGACAGGUGAGGAGAUGGAGGACGGUUCAAAAGUUGUAAGAGGGAACCACUCAAUAUAUCGUGAUAUCGAUUUGAGGCCAUAUCGCCCUGCCCUAGUUCACCUCGAUAACAAUAAAUGGACGAUAACUACUCCACAAGCUGCUGAAGCAAGCAAGACAAAGUUAAUGUGGGAGGGGGUGAGCAGCUUGUGGAGUAGUUAUCGUCCAUUUAUUGUUAUCGAGGUGAACUAGAGCUGGGCGAUAUGGCCUCAAAUCAAUAUCACGAUAUAUUGAGCGGUUCCCUCCUACAACUUUUGAACCAUCCUCCUUUUCCUCACCUGUCUGUCCCUCUUUUUUAUAGGACAUAGGUAUAGGACUGAUAUAGGACAGCGUCUUAUAGGGACAUGAGACCAUAGCCUAUCUACACACAUCCAAAACCAACUUUUAUUUAGGGUGACCACAUUCUGAAUCCCCAAAAGAGGACACGACUGCGGACUGAGUGUCUUUUACUAGCUUCUAACUCAGUAAGUCCAUGUGACACAAACUUGAAACUUCAUACAAAACCCCGGACAUUUGAAGGGUUUUCUAAACUUCCCCAGAUAAAGCCGGACAAGACCGGACAGCCCCCCAAAAAAGAGGACAUGUCCAGGUAAAAGAGGACAUAUAGUCACCCUAUUAUAUUUGUUUAUUUUUUGGACACCAAAUAUCUUGACAUGGGCAAAAUGACGUCAGUUAUUAUCGCUUAUUUCAAUAUUGUUAAAUUUUUGUUUUAUCGCCCAGCCCUAAUGCAUACAUUGUCAAAAACCAUUUCUGUGAGUCAUAUACCUUCACAUGUUUCCUCUUCUCGUCUCCUGGAGAGCGUGUAUGAUCCACUCAUCCUCUCAUGCUGCCAUACUUCACUCUCCCGCUCUCUCAGCAGGCCACGGCAAAAGCCCUGAAGGCCCGUCUGCAUUACAGCAGAUCUAAACUAUGUCCACAGCGGGAGAACUGAGGGGAUGUGAGGGUGCACGAGAGGAGAGGAAGUUCUGCUAUGUUACAGGCAGAGAGCUCAGUCCCUUUAAUGUUCAUUCAUCAGAUGGAGAUGAGAGAGUUGUUUUCUCUGGAGUCCCUCCGUUCUCACUCCUCUGCGUGUCGGUCAGUCGGCUUCAUAAAUCAACAGAUCGUUUUUAAAAGGAAAGAUACCAUACCGUCUCAGUCUGAGUUAAAGAUGCAGACAGCCGAGACGUUUCCUGUCACAUUCAAAUCGUGUGCCCCGAAAGCAAAACAUUACAGCGCUCUGAGGCUCAUGGGCAAACUUACUCCAUCAUCUUGGAAAAAGACUGCGUUGCAUCAGACAGCAACCUUUCACAUUCACUCUCUUGUUUCUUAUUUUUUCCUCGACCUCAGGACUUGGCUUGAAUUCCAGGCCUAUGGUGUAAUUACUGAGUCCUAAUUGUUUUCUAUGAGGUUUGGGAGAUAUUGUCUUACUUCAGGAUCAGGAACACAAUGGUCUUUAUCUCUGAUUGAGCCUGAGAAGGAGGAAAAAAAAAAAGACUAAGUAUUUGCAGAUGGAGGCACUUUCAUAGGCUGCCAGAAACGGGGAUUUAAUAUAUGCCUGCUUGGCUUUUGGCAUUCUCCGCAAGCAAAUACUUGUUUUCAGGUGGGAUAUCCCAACGUUUUCUGCAUCCAUCACAAGUGAACAAAUUAAACCUCGUUUAAAAAGCAAUUUUGUGUUUGGAGAAAAUUGCAUUUAACCUAUAAAGCAGCAUUAUUUCAUUAGUGGUGGGUCCAAAAUAGGUCUUUAUAUUGAUAUUCUCAUCUCAUCAAGAGACAGCUGCUAAUGUUGUUUGAUUAACAGAGGACAACACUUAAAAGAAGUAUUGGGGGGCGGGGGUGUUGCAUGCAGCAGAUUAUAUAGGAGGAACACAGACUUGGAUUAGCAUGGCUGUCAAAGCCGUGCCGCGGGGGUCCCCAUCAAGCUGCAUCUCACAGCCAAGCGGAGGCUGCGGUUUUUUGGGUCCCAAUUACAGUAUAGCUUGGAGGCAAAGGCGCGUAAUAAGCCGCAAAAAUGUAAUCUGUGUUUUCACAGCUCAGUGCAGCUUAUCACAGGCCUCCACCCUAAACCCGCUGCUUCAAACAUCCGUCGGCUGCAGCUUGCCAUUAGCGAAAGGAGGAGUGGGUGUGCGUGGAUGCUGGUUUAUGUGUCUGUCUGACUGCCAGAGCGAGUGUGUGUGUGGGUGGGAGAGUGAGUGAGUGAGUGAGUGAGUGAGGUGUUGAGGAUUUGUACAGUGAGAGAUGCAGCUGUUCAGCAUGAUUAGCUGCUUUAAUGGCAGCGGGCUUUAGUAGCUGUGAGAGGAGCCUGAGGUCAGAGGGGAGGAACAAGAGCAGGUGACCCCCCACUCCCACUACUUUUAGACCACACAGAGAACACAAUCAAACAUGGAGCCACCUUUUCAUUCAGGCUUCCUCUUCCCUCUCAGUCACAUUCCUGCAUCCCUCUCCGUUUGCUUAAGCAGGUGUUAAAUAUGUUACCCUCUCCUGCUGUAAUCCAUUCACAAAAAAAAAAGAAAAAAAACAGAUCAGCAGUCGACACAUCCAGAGUGUUUACGCAAUAAUAACAGGAGGUCUACAAAGACACAUAAAUCACACUCAUACACGCAGGCAGGCAGUGUGCAGAAAAGGCCACAGCAGCUGAUAUUCCUCUGUUAUGUAAAUGGCCAGUGCAGCACAAGUGCCGAAUCUAAAUUGGAAGCAGCUGAAGUGACGGCGAGCUGGGCUGAGGGCCUCAGAAGAGAUUAGACAUGGGAGCGUCCAGCGUUUCAGCCUACGCCGCUUUACUCCGGGGAAUUAUCAUAACAGCCAUUAAUUAACAAACAACAGCGCAGAGAGAAACGACCAGCCAGUGUGAAAAGAACGAAACCAAACAGAGGAUCGAACCCGUUUUCCUUCUCCAGCCUGCCUUUCUUCUUAUGUAAGUGUGUGCUGGUAUGUACAUCAGGCACAUAAACCAUCCUGUAAUUAUGAUUCAUAGAGGAGUUCAAGUAUUUAAAUUGGAAUAUACAUCUACUCAUUAUCGUGAUAAUAUUAGAGCAACAUUUGUUUGAAAUGUUCCAUGAAAACCGCAUCGAGGGCUCACACUGUCGAGCUUAAAACUUUGCAGGCUGCGGGAUUUGAAUAAUAGAGUUUGUAAUUAUUCCUCUGUGGGUUUGACAUUGUUAAAGUUAAGGGAAAAGACAGACUGUUAUGAAAGAACAGUGCGCAGGACAAAUGAAUACACAGGACUUUGAUUGACGAUGAAACAGCUUUAUUUGAAUCUAGGAAAUUUGCACGCAGCUCCAUCUGUUGACCCGUAAGAGUCGAGUCAGUUCUUAAAUCUAAAAUAAAUGGCAGUAAAUUUCAAAAGCCUGCACUUGCACAGUCCUGCAGUUGAACCUUUUUUUUUUUAAAGUUUCAUACACACUCAGCCUUGAUUCUGAGUUCAGUUUUAUGUAUCUGGCUCCUGAGCUGGAAAUGCCUCUUCUGCUCACUGAUUUAUUUAUUACUUUCCCCUGAGACUGCAUUGAAAACUGAUUUUCCUGCAGCCAGAGAGGAAUAAAGUGGGCCAAGUCAGCAACAACAAAAAAAAUAUAUAUAUAACUUUUAGGGAUGAAAAUAGGUGCACACACUCCUGCUCUGUAUACGCACACAUAUGCACAUCCUCCAUGGCAGCUGGAGUAUUCUUCUGUCCCUAAUAAAGCGGAGGCAUUUCCCCUCAGCCAGGAGUUUAAGUGGACUGACUGAGUGACCCACAAACAGACGAACUCUUUACAGCCUGACAGGUCACGCUAUCAGCAGCAGAGAGGAGAAGAGACACUCUCUUCCUGUCCAAGAUAAGACCAUAUGAACUCGAGACACGGCUUUUUACCACGUAGCAAGAUAAAAAAAGGUUUUAAAAUCCUGCUCUAUUUAAAUCCUCCUCAGGAAUGGAGGUAGGUGUCUGCUCUUAAAGCGGAUUUAACCUUGUCUGCCCCCAUCCCUCAGGUAUAUAGAGCGGCAUGUUGUUGGUGAUAUAUUGCUGGAGCUUUGUAGGUUCAGGGUCCUGUUGGGGUGAGUUCAGGGAACCCUGUAGACCACUAAAGGCUCGUUUCUGCUCGCCAUACGUAUGAAAGUGUGUGUGUCUGUUUCAAACGAUGGUUCCGUCACUACCCACACACUUCCAUGCGUCCUUUACGUUGGCAUGGAUGUUAAGCAUUACAUCCACCAGGGGGCAGACUGGAGUCAAAAGUUUCUGACAACAACUGUCGCUACCCGAUCCAUCCCGGAAACCCGGUUUGUACUGCGCAAGUGCAAAUUUACUUCACCCUAAAAACUUUAUUUAAACUACUGAUCGAUUCAGAAACGAGCUAGCGUUGUGACAGGCUAGCUAGAAGAAGGCUCCAGAGGUGAUGCCGAGGUAAUCACCAGAGCUCCUGCCCAGCACAGUGAGACCUUUAGGGCCACAGAGAGCGCCGCCACCCGGCCAAAAUUAUUGGUUCUCUGACUUUUCAAAGUAUCAAGGGGGGGAUUUAUUUUGUUUAUAUUAUCAAUUAAAUUUAUUAACAAGAAGCCUACACAUCAUGGACAAUAAAUUUAAGCGUUUUUAUACAGCGUACAAUUUCAACACUGAAAUAAUCACAUUCAUUCAAGUCUUUUAUAACUACAUUGCAAUUUUACAAUUUAGCUGGAGUAGGAACCUUUGAGCGUAAAACUGGGCGCAAUUCUCUUGACGGAGAGAAUGUUGAAUUCUUCUUGGACGGAGAAUUCUUUUCUCUAGUAGUACCGAUGAGAGAAAUUGACCAUUGUCUUCUUCGUUUCUGGCUAGAGAAGUAUAUCAGGUAGUGACAGCAGCAACACUGCCCCAACGGUUUACUGCUUUGGUACUGCUUCAUCUGGCCUGGAUCAGUAAACUUCAAGGAUACGUGCAGAAAUACGGACCGGAUUCAUAACGUUGAGCAGAUGGUCUGGCUAUGUCAUUUACCUGCUGCUUAUUAAUGGUUUUAGUCAGAAUCCCAGUAUCUUUCCAGUUCUCUCUUUGUCUUACACCCAGCCCCUGUUACCAAACUCUUGAACACAAAAGGAGAAAAGCAGAAUGAAAGCAGUUGCCUCUAUGUCAUAUAAUCUUCUCUUACAGCAUACUUCUUUGUUUUUUUUCCUUUCUUUUCCACCCUCUUUGUAAUCUCGAUGAUGUGGCUGCUCAUUUGUCUCUGUUAUGAGUUCAUAAACAUAUACAACACCACAUAAGAGAGGCCCGAGCGCUGCGGCCUCGUAGGGGGGGGUACGAGGCCGACCUUCAAACCUCCUCCACUCCCAUGUACACAAAACCACAAACAGAUCACCACAUCACAGAGACAUGGCUGUGGUGUUGUGAUGACAUCAUUUACGGCCUCUCGUAUCGCAGACCUCCCAAACACCCCCCCACCCCCACCACCACCACCCUCCUCUUCCCUCCAGAUCAGUUUCACAGCUGCUUACUGCUGCGCUCUCUGACAAUGAGAGGAACUUAAAAGUUUUUGCAUCUGAUUCUCCAGCUAUAUGAGCCGGUCUUUGCAUAAAUUUCCAUUCGCUCAUGUGGUUGAUGAGCGGGGACGAGUGGGGUGGUUCUGAUGGUAGUGAUUAGUUCUGGACUGAGGAUAAGAGCAGAGGGGAGGUUUUGGAUGAGCUGGCCCAGCUUUCGGACUAAUGAGAGUCAUUGCUGGUUUGCUUUCAGAGCGCAGCCUUGACGGAGGAGCAGACCUUUCCCCUCGGGGAGCCAGUUUUAGGGACCAAAGAGAAAUGAUCUCACUUGAUUGGCGAGGACAGGAGAGAAGAGCAGGAUAACAGAACUUGUCUUUGGGGAUGAGAAGCUUAGCGUAUGAAGACAGAGCUGUGCACCACCGGCAUCGAAGGAUCUUUAAGGAAGCUGUUUUAAUAGUUAGAGGAAAAGUAGUGCGAUAUUGAGCAGGGUGAAUGUGUAGCCUCUGUUAUUCUUGUUUUGCACAAUACCUGAGUGUGCAACUUAUGUUUAAAAUCCAAAAUAGAUAAAACAAAAACCUAUUUCACCGUGUAAUUGUCUUAUAUUUGAGAGUACUGCUAUAGCUUGAGCAUCGUCGACUAUUUAAAAAAAGAAUAGCCAUCGCCAAGGUCUCCAUUUAUAGUCAAGCUGUGAGAAAAGGCUUUGCAUGUGGAAAAACCUCUUCUCUUUUAUUAUUACAUACUUUAAAUAUAUUUAUUGCAAAGGCUCAUAAUGCAUAACAAGUGACUCGUAAUUUAUUGUGCAACCCUUCUGCAGAGCACACUGUAAUUUCUCGCAUGUAAGCAAACAAGUAAACAGUCUCUGCCUGGAGUCAGGCUGGGGAAUAAAGUUAGUAAGAGUUUGUAGAGUGGUGACAAAUGGCUAUAUAACAAGAUCCAAGCAGAAAUGUGAUAAGAGAGCGUAAUUGAUUGCAGAUCCAGAGUCAGUUUUCCUUUAAAAACUGUCGACUCUGCCAAUAAACUGGGAAAAAUCACGCUGUUUCCAUCCCAGAUGUGUCCCAUUUCACUUUUAUGGAGCAUUUAUUUGUGGUUCACACUGUUUGAUGUCUCAAACGAUAUUUUUUACUCUAAUAAAGUGAAGAAAUUUCUGUUGGCACAGUUUAUACAAAAUGAUCUAUAUAUAAAAACUGUUUUUUGCAGCUUUUGUUACACUUGAGCUCACACAGAAAGUGUGUGUGUGUUACAUAUCCAGAGAGCUGUUUACUCUGUGUUAAUAGAGCAUGUAAGUCAUGCAUCAUUUAGGAGAGUGCUCGUAUCUCCUUUGCCAUCAUGGAUUGUCUGGGGUCAUGUCUCAGGGGCUUCUCUGAUCCACAAACACCAUAGACACUCAGCAUUAAGGUGUGCUCACUCUGCAGACAUUUCAGCAUGACACACUCGGCUGCACUUGGCACACGGCACACUUCACCUCUUCUUACUGUCCUCCUCACACUUUAUGAGAUCAAACUGGGGGCACAGAUUGCCGUGUGCAUAUUUCAGGAAGUGUGUCAUGCUUGAUUGGUCCAAGUCCAGUCUGUGUGACUGGAGGAGGAGGAGGAGGAGGAAGAGGAGGAGGAGGGUUGUAGCAGCGCUGGUGUGUCUGGUGAGGCAGUAUCGGGAGAGCUGAGAACCAGAGAGGCCCAGCAGGGUGAGCUCAUUAACAACAGGACGUACCCCUGAACCUUUAAAUCCAGGCCUGCAUUCAGUCUGCUCUGCUGCCCACCCCCCCAGUCCCGAGACACGUCCACGGGGGCUUUAACAGCCCUGGUGUUUUGGUUGGACCCCCGCCACCACCAGAGCCGAGCUGUGCAUGACGACUCCCCCCCCUUCUUCCUCUGCAGUCAGGAGCAUAAAUAAAGUCCAGUGAGGGUGUCUGUGUGUUCCUGCAUCCUCAGGUGUUUAUGGCUCUCUCACUCAUACAUGCUGAGCGCACAGCCAGAGUCUGGCAGCAAACACACAGUGAGGCGCUCACACACAUGCUUAAGGCCUCAGAUACACCUGCGCUCACAGGAACAGACACAUAUAUCAAGUUUGUAUAUACAGCAGGCGCGUGACUCAGACCAAAAAUAAAACAUAAAAUUUUACACUUCGGUUGACUCUGGUCGCACAAACAUGCAAAAAAAGAAGAAGCUGAAAAUGCUGAGUCUGUGUAAUCAAUGAACCCGAUACAGGAAACAGUGAAACAGUCAAGGCCUCCUCUCUUCCUGCAGACAUACGCAAUGCAUAUCUAUUGCAUGUAGAGUGACAGGGCGGUAAAUCACUCUCACUGUGCCAAAGUUAGAUCUCCGUCUGCUUUCUGUAGGCUGAGCCAAAGAGGAUGAUGCAUGAACCCUUUAUUUCUGUUAUCUUCCUCAAAGGUGUGUUCUCUGUAGGGAUGGGCGAUAUGGGUGAAAAAAAAAUUAUCAUGAUAAGAUUUGCCAUUCUGACGAUAACGAUAAAAGUACAGAUAAAAAAUAUUAUAAUUCCAAUCUACAUUUUUUACUCAUUUUGUCAAGGUACUUAACCACAAGUUUAAGUGGUAGAUUAUGGAGAAAACUAAUGACAUCAAACAAUUCUCAAAUGUUCAAACAUUUUCAACAUUUGUUAAAAACUCUUAUCGCACAGAGUGAAAAGCGGCAGAUCGUCCAAUGUCUGACAUACCUAAUUGCGCUCAUCUAAGCCCCACAUGAGGAGAUCAUGUGGAGCCCCGUUCAGAACCGUCUUCUUCAUUACCUUCGGCCAUGUUUGUUUGUUAUUCUGUUCUGUGUGACCUAUGGCUGCGUUGGAGUUACCUCGGAAGUUAGAAGUCCAAGCUGAUUCAGUUACCUGAAACAAGAUGGCUUCAUCUACGAAAGUUAUUUUAGCUCUUGUCUUAUGUUCUUUCGUAGAUGUAGCUAUCUUGUUUACGCCUCCAAUUUUGCUUUUUUCCGACUUGGUCAUUGAAACGCUGGGAACUCGGGUGUGACGUCAUUUUCAGCUCCAACAUCUGACUUCCAGGUAACUCGAACACAGUAUAUUGCUACGAUUCCCUCGCUCACGCUUACGUCAUCCACCUGCAUUUAUCAUAUUUAUCAUGAGAUGGCAAAUAUUUAUCAUAGAGGAUUUUUCUGAUGAUUUAUCGUGAAUGAAAAUUUAUCGCCCAUCCCUCGUUCUCAGGUUUGUUACCUUUUCCUUGUCAACACUUAUUCUGAUUGGACUUCAGUACCGGCUGAUACAGAGUCAGAAAGUACACGUUAUUGGAGGGAAAAGCCUCGAUGAGCCUUUUCAAAGUGCCUACCCUCUCUGGACAUUCCCCAUCAUUACAUCCUAUUUACAGAAGACCAGAAGGAUUGUUCUCCGCUAAUGCGUUUUAUAUGAACCCCUCUCUUUUCCUGCGUAAACUGAACCGCUCCAGUAAAGGGAGCCUCAUUGUUACUAAAUCUGCAGACAGAUGGGUUUUUGACAAAGUGGAGAGUUACAGUUUGUCCGAAGAGUAUGUGAGCUGCUCUUGGCGUGGCUUUCCUUCCUCUGGCUUUGCUGGGGGGUUUGAAAAUUCAUUCCUUUUUCUCUCUAAGAGAUGAGUGUGUUAAACGAGAUUGACGACUAGUGAAAGGGUGGCGUGGAUCCAGCGGGACACGCUCCUGUAUGAGCUGCCAGGUAGAAAAGGCAAGAGAGCAAGAAUGGAAAAGAGAGGAUGUUUUUCUCUUCUCGUAUCGUCACAAUCCGAUACUCGCAGAGGAACGAGAUGGCAUGAAAAAUAUUACAAGGGGCAUGGAGGUGAAGGAAAAUAGAGGGGUUUUCGAAAGGACAAAGGACAGGCUGAAGUUGAAGCCAUUAUGAGCAUCAUUCAUUCAUCGUUACCGCAGACAUGACCACAAGCUUUCUGAAUUUUAACUGACCUUAAAAAAUAAAUUAGAUCCGAGGCUCUCCUUUCUUUUUGUCCGACUCUCUCACGGUCCACGCACCACUACCCUGUGGGUGUGAUGGGCAGCCAACGGGACGCCAAUGGAGGUGAAAGGGCAAAGGAUUGAGGGGUGCGGGGUUUGACAAAUAAUGGCAAGUAUUGUUCCUUAAGUGUCAAGAAAAUCUCUCGACGGUGUCAGUCUUAAAUUUCGGAGGCACUUUGGGGCUUUAUGUUGUGAGCUUGUCAUGCUAACUUGAGUACAAUGUCCCCCUUUUAGCGUCGGAAUAUCAGCGAAUCAGAAGACCGAAAAAGAGCCCACACAGUCAGAGUGAAGAUGGAGGCUGACAUGAAGGAAUGAAAGAAUUUAGUAACAAGUUUUUUUUAAGAUCAGUUUCUUUUGUUUGGAUCGGGAAACCUUCCAGACCCCACAAUGAGUGACAGUGAUGUCUCAGCUUCUCUUAAUUUAACUGUGGGUGAGUAGAUGUGACGGAGGCCUCACACACUCCCUGAUCCACACCGGGUCUACAGAGGGCACGAGGGAGAUGAAUUACAAACGCUGCUCGGGAUCAUUCAUCCAUCAGAGCAACUUCUUUUUGCCAAGCUGGAAUUCCUUUCCCCUGGCUGCUCCUGACGGUGCAGAAACCGAAGCCCAGGCUGCAGCCAAUCCGCCGUCUGUUCCAAAAGUGCAGCUGAGUUUGCUGGACUUUUAGGAGCUCUCUUCUCUGUUCGGAGUGAGGCGGCUUCUGUCAGCACGAAGAACCCACACCUGUGCUUGAAAGAUCGAUUCGAAGGGAGUUAGGAUCGCUAUCGGCAGCAGUUUGACUCCACCCGUUUCUCCUGUUAAUGUUAUUUAAUGAGAGUUUGUAUAGAGAGGUGCAGCUUUUCAGCGUUAAAUGGCGGUAUUUCAUUCUCCUCACAGAGAAGAGGUAAAAGGUCAAGCUUUGGCGGCUCAUUUCGAGGUCCAUGCAAUAGGAUUCAAAGCACAACACGACGCCGCUGAAGAAUGUGUUUUGAUAAAGAGGAAGUCGGCCCUGACACCCCCUGAAACAACAUUUAAACAUCUCUUAACUUGUUUGGAUGCAAAGUUCAUGUUUUUACAGGAUGUUUUAUGUGUCUCAUGAGCGGUCCAAGACUUACAGGAGACAGGAGACUGCAGGAACGUGGCCAUCGGAUGCUUAGUGCUGGAAACUUUCCCCGCUUCGAUGAUGUGCUGUGGACAGUUUUUCAGUUAUUACUGAUCGCAGAGUGGCUGUUCUGGACGUAGAGGUUUAAAAACUGCCCUCUAACAUUACAGCCCCUGUGAAGAAGUUUGGGUUUGUGUGGGACCUUGUAUCUCCUCCCUGAUCCAGUCCUGUUUAGCUUUAUGAUAAAACUCUCUUCCCACUCCUAGAUAAAAGCUCCGUCUUGCUCCAUGUUCAUGUUUUAAGCUCAAGUGAUCCCUCCUCACUUGAAGAUAACAGCCUGGUGUUGUUUGCUUAAAUACAUAAAGAUCACCUUAGGGCUGGGCGAUAAACGAUUGUUUUUCAUGCUGGGCGAUUGUGGGGUGGCAGUAGCUCAGGAGGUAGAGCGGUCGUCCAAUGACCGGAAGGUUGGCGGUUCGAUUCCCCCCUAAUCCAAGUCUGUCCGUUGUGUCCUUGGGCAAGACACUUAACCCACCUUGCUCCCAGUGUGUGUCCUCCACUGGUGUAUGAUUGUGAGUGUUGUGUGGUGGUGGUCGGAGAGGCCGUAGGCGCAGAAUGGCAGCCACGUUUCCACCACCAUCAAAGUGUGACUGUGUGAGCGAAUGAAUGAUGUAUCCAAUGUAAAGCGCUUUGAGGGUCUCUGAUAAAGCGCUAUAUGAAAUCUGAUGCAUUAUUAUUAUUAAACCAAAGAUUUACAGAUACAUAAAUUUACAACAUUAACCGACGUCAUUUUGCCCUGUCAAUAUUUUCGGUGUAAAAAAUAUAAAUGAAUAAAUAAAGUAUUGUUUUUUUAUGCAAAGUAAACCUCCAAGUAAAUUCAAGCAAGGAAAGAUCGACAACUAUGGUGUUUUAUUAUGGACAUAUGCGUCAACUACAUGCUCUGGUUCGUCACCUCAGAGGGUCUUCAAUCAUUAGACAGAGCUGCACUCACAGUUGGUUUUGGAUGUGUGAUGGAGGGCUAUGAUCAUGUCCCUUUAAGACUCUGUCCUAUGUCAUUAUCUAGGUGAACUAGGGCUGGACGAUAUGGCCUCAAAUCAAUAUGAUGAUAUAUUGAGCAGUUCACCUCGAUAACAUUAAAUGGACGAUAACUACUCCACAAGCUGCAACCCCCUCCCACAUUAACUUCGUCUACUUCAGCCGUCGCUCCAACCACUCCAACUUUUGAACUGUCUUCCAUCUCCUCACCUGUCUUUCCCUCUUUGUUACGGACUGGAUGGGGUGGAGUCACGUCUCUGAUACCCAUAAGUAUACCGAUAUGUGCAAAAUGACGUCAGUUAUUGUCUUAAAUUUCAGUAUCAGUAAAUUUCCAUUUUAUCUCCCAGCCCUACAUGAAUAUAUUUAAAGUUUUUAGUGGCCCUGUAAGCUGUGACUCCUCAUCCUCUGGAACAAUGGCUGGAAUAGCGGGAUCCUGUAAUGGUGCCACAAAGCCUUGUCGUGUGUGGGUGGAUGGAUUGGGAAACAUAACUCUGUCACAGGACACUCUGUUCAUUCUCUCUUUCUCGAGACAUUUAUCUUUCAGGGAUGACUAAGAGGAUUUUCUAACCAUGGCCUCAAGUUUUUGUGCCGAACACAAACCGCAGUUUACAAUUGAAUCAUUUUUCUACCGGUCAUUUGUGAGUGUUUUUGAGGCCAAAACAAACAGGGUUGUUCUGUUAACUCUCCAGAAUCAGAUCCGAAAAACAAUAGUGGUGGUUUUUGUAGGAACACUAUAAUAAACAAAAUAUUUUAUGUGAAGGUUUGAGGUCUUGAUGGAGCCUGUGAGAGACUUCUACUUUUAACUGAGUCUGCAUGACUCAGUCGGCGCUCGGAUUUAAGGAUUAUCAGCUGAAGUCGAUAACCUUCAGUACUUUUUAAUUUCUCUGUUAGCCUCACAAAAAGAGAGAAUAAGACUUUAAUUCUGCAGUCAGACUCUUAUUCUGAUUUUGUCGAAUCUUUUCAUCUCACCACUGACUGAUGUCAUGUGUAAUUGUGGCGCUUUUAAGCUUGAACAAUUUUUAAUGGGAGUCUGGCAUAUCGUGUUAUGCAGAUGGGUGUAUAAUGACUUUUAAAGGGCGCUCUGCUCUUAACUGUCACUUGUGAACUUUACAGCUUGCAUAAGUAGUUUAACGCUCAGCAGAUGAAACAGAGAAAAAAAGCCCUGAGUCAGCACAAUUAAGCUUUCGCGUGUCAUUUGUGGGUGGAGAAAAAAGUGAUAUUUUCAUAGUUGCUUUUAUGGAUCGGUUUUAAAGGCGAUAAAUAUCAAAGGAUAGAGGGUGAAUUAAAGGAUUAAGAGCUCAUGAGAGACGUCAUUUGGUCUACCACUGCAGCUCAGAAUCUUUAACCAACUGUCGGUUUGCACGACAUACGACAACUCUGCGUGAGAGACUCAUUUUGGACGUUGAUUUGACAAUGUGACAUGGCAGUGAUGCACACAGCGAGGGGGGGCGGCCAUUAAUAGAGGGUAAUGAAAAACAUAAUUGUGUUUCAUAUACUUGGGCAGUCAAACUACACCGGGGCACUCCUCUCAGAUAUCUGAAGUUAAAGGUAGGGUUGGUAAUCGCGGCAAACUAGCAUGACUUCGUCUCACCUCUCUCCUUGGAGCUCCUCAAAAACAACGCUCACAUGCACGAGCGCUGCUGUCUGCUGAUUCAAAACCACAGACUCGAAACUUUAGGACUCUAGAUUGGGAAGUCUUUGCAUAACAGAGACAAAGAAGGUAACCUUAGCAUCAGGAUGACCACAUAACUAGCAAAAUGGCUAAAUACUUGAUCAAAAUAAACAAACCUUCAACUUACCUUUCCUACGGAAAAUGAGCGACAAUGGCAUCACUUUUGACCUCUUUCGGUCCUCUCCAUCGUUGAAAAGUCCUGAUGUUGACUUUCAUUUUCAACCUUGCUUUUUCCGAAUUCUGUCUUUCUUCAGCCUUCUCUGCCUCCGUCUUUCUUUUCUUGCUCUUUUUUGCAGGAGGAGUGGUCAUCGUUAAUCUGGGUAUAGGUAGUUUCUCUGCCAUUCUCCAGCGCUUUAGAUCAGGGUCAGUGUACACCGGUGACAUGUACCUGCAGGAGGCGAGCACGAGAUUUGAUUGGAUAAAAUCUGUGGGACCCACAUGAUGUGAUUGGUUGGUGUUUUCCCUGUUUUACUCCUGCUGUAGAAAGCGGCUAUGUUUCGCUCUUUUUUAAGAACACAUCAUGUUCACACACAUUGAUUUCCAUCGGACCAUAAAGAUCAUUUUAACCAGAAUAACAAAAAAUGUGUCUAACCCGGGAUUUCCACUGCAUCCGGAAUGGCUCUAAUGGCUCUAAAAAUCUACUUCUAGACUUCUAGAAUCAGCAUCUCCUCAUGGUGUCAUCGUGAUGAAAUGCUGUCAAUGAAUGCCUUUUGCAUGGUGUGAAAUACGGAGUGUUUUAUUUUGAAAGAAGCCAGAUGUUUUAUUUUGUGUCUGUGCCCGACUUCCUUCUGAAUUUAUCGGGCAUGCUCUGGCGUCCUGAAAAAAUUGAACUCUUGCGAUCAACUGCAGAGUCUGGGGAUCCAGUGGAAAGAAGCCGGUGGAAAUUGACACAUUAACUUGAAUGGACUACAAUCAGCUACUAUUGGCGGAUACUGCCUUUUCGUAGCCGCUCUGGAGGAGGUGGGCUUGGGGGUAAAUCACAUUACCAACCCUAUCUUUAAGGCUCUAAAAGAUCUCCACACUGGCUUCUUAUUUCCACACUGUUUCCGAGUUGUAAAAACUUCAUACCUUCUGGAAUAAAAUGUAGAUCUGAACUUCAACCUUUCGAUGUUAAACCAUUGUUAGAGGAGGGCCGAUAACUCUCAAACACUCUCUUUAUAUCUUGGAGGAGUACAGGUUGAUUUACCUCUUUAUAUUUUCUGGCUCACAGUCAGACGGUGGGACACAUCCGUCCACUUGUCACACCUCAGCCAAGACCUCCACGUCUGCUCAGAGCACAACUCACGCUCCAGACAUCAGCUACUAAACGAGGAGGACAGUCCAGACACGCACCACACAUGAGAACAUAUACACACCAGAACACACACACACACACAGGAGAGAAAUCGAGUGGAGACAGGCCAGAUGUUUUAUCUCAGUGUGUUAGUGUCAGAGAGUUUGGCUCCUUCUUACAGAGGAGUGUUAAUCUCUGGAGCGGGAACUUCGGCACAUCGCCACGGCUGCUGUGACCGUCUGAUGAAUUACAUCACGCCGACCACGGGGGGUCUUGUGUGACCGUGAUUUAGACCAGAGGAGUCGAAAAAGACUCCCAUACAUCACAAAUCUCUGACAGGGUAAAUGUAACCUCCUCCCAACCUCUCCUGUGAUUGGUAAAGGAACUUGAUCUUUGACUUUGACCAUCCAGAGCUCAGACCGCUGUAUCACAUCCCUGCUCAGGUGUUAAAUCAGCUGAAAAAACAAAACAAUGAGGCUGUGAUGGUUACAUUUCUGAGGCUUGGAGGAUCCUGACUUCUCUUUAACCCACUUUACUUCACAGACCAACUUGACAGAAACCUGAAACCUAAAAAUAUUCAUUUCCACCCUUCAUUGUUUAGGAGAGGAAUACACAAACCCAACUUUUAGUCCUGGCACCGAUGCAGAUACAAAUACCAGUACCUUGCUUUUGGGUAUCCCUAACACCAAGUACUGGGGUCCAAUUGAUCACCGAUCCAUUUUUUUUUAAAGACUUUCAGGGGUCAGUUGUGAACUUUUCCCUGAUACUUUCAAACUAUUUCAGGAAAGUUUCUUGUUUUUCUUCGAUCAAGAAGCUGUUUUGGCUUUUUAAUUUGGUUGAUCCUUUUGUUUCCUUGUUGAAGUUCGUUGUGUAACAUAACCACUGAUUCUUCAAAAGAUUAGCUUUGCAGAUAUUGUAGGAAGCUGUAGAAGUUGUACCAACAAGCAGGAAAUACACCCAGACUUAGGGCUGGGCGAUAAACUGAAAAUUUACCGAUACCAAAAUUUACGACAAUAACCAACAUCAUCUUGCCCAUAUCAGUAUAUUCAGUGUCAAAUAGAUAAAUAAACGAAAGUUGGUUUUAGAUGUGUGUAAGUAGGCUAUGGACUCAUGUCCCUUUUAAGAGGCUGUCCUACAUCAGAGACUUGACUCCACCCCAUCCAGUCUGUAACAAAGAGGGAAAGACAGGUGAGGAGAUGGAGGACGGUUCAAAAGUUGUAGAGACUGAAGUAGACAAGUUAAUGUGGGAGGGAGUGAGCAGCUUGUGGAGUAGUUAUCGUCUAUUUAUCGCUAUUGAGGUGAACUGAUCAAUAUAUUGUGAUAUUGAUUUAAGGCCAUAUCACUCAGCUCUAUUUUCACCCUUCCACCCGUUGUUUGUCCACAUGAAGAAAUCCGAGAACUUUUCUCUGAUGCUUUCAAACUAUUACCAGAAAGUUUCUUGUUUUUCUUUGAUCAAGAAGCUGUUUUGUCCUUUUAAUUAGGUUGAUUCUUUUGUUUCCUUGUUGAAGUUAGUUGUGUUACAUAAUCACUGAUCCAACAAGCAGGAAAUACACUCAGACUGAUGAGCCUUUGCUGUUCUUGUCCUCUGUGUUUAAUGUGAGGAUGUAGAAGGUACACUACUGAGGCCCUGAUAAAUGCACACAUAGUAAAGACUGAAUUAAAUGAAUUAGUGUCCAUGUUUCAGGCCCACAGAUUGGCCCACAGUCAUUAGAAGCUGUCCUGGUCCUUUGGGUGACUAUUGGACUAAUAUCCAAUAUCAGGAAUUGAUCAGUGCUUCUAGUUUAAAAGUGCUGCAACACACUCUCCUGUACACGAACGUCUCCAAAGUGUUGACUCUGGAGUUUGUCCGAAAGUUUUCUCUCCUUCUGGAUCAGCACUUUCUCACAGAGUGGCUGUGAAGGAGUGCAGGGAGGCUGUUGUUUAAAGAACUCUGUGAAUGCCAGCAGGGAGGAGUGUGUGUGUGUGUGUGUGUGUGUUUGCACGUCUCUGUGUGUGUGUUUGUGGGGGUGUUCCUUUGUAAUGCAGUGCUGAGAUAAGGCAGCAGCAUCACCACGUCAGCCCCUGCUGGAGCCCUGCAGGGUUCGACGGACCCUCAUUGACCUGAAACUGUGAUCACACGGUCUGUUUUAUUAGCCGACAGGAGAGGUGUGAUGGAUGGCUCUGCAUUGUCCGCCUCUCGUUUGUCCUGAUGUUUUCCCUCUCUGCUGAAGAGACGGUGGUGGUUCUGCUGCGAAGGUUUGAUGUGUGUUUUCUCUGAUCCUGUAAUCUGCUUCCACUCCUCUCCUCUUCUGUGUGUGUGUGUGUGUGUGUUCUUUCAUCAGUGUGUGCUCGCCCUGUCUGUGGGCAUGUUGUACUGAAGAGCCUUUCAGAGAUAAGACCCUCAUUUUAGUGUGAGGGGAGGGAGAACACUGUGAAUAGUCUUCCUCCUUCAGUCUCAUUUUUCCCCUCUUUUCCCUUAUCUUAAAUCUUUUUUUUUUUUUACUUUUUCCAGCAGUUUUUCAUUUCUCUCCCUCUUUCUCUCUCUCUCUCUCUGUGAGCGCAGAAGCAGUAAAUUGCACUUGCGAACUGUGAAAGAGUUUCUUUGUACUUCUCGAAGUCUUUAGCCUGACAAAGGAUGUCACAUUAACAGCGGAGUACUCCUUGCAGCAUUUCUGCCUUGGCGAACUAAGGAAGAAGAGUUGGAUCUAAAAUAACAGUACAGGGAGGAGCAGUGCAUCACUGAAAGAUUUCCAGCGGCCCCCACUGGUGUUGUGUUUGCCAAAAGGAGCAAAAAAACCCUCUAAAUCCCCCACACUGGAGUUAAUAAAUCUGUCUUUCAGGCCUAAAAUAUCCUCAAGUAUAAAACAGUUCAUUUUACUGUUUUGGCCUAUUUCUGUUUCUUUCCCAGGCUGGAUUUUUACAUUAGUUGUACUUUUUAUUUGAUUGUAAUGGAGAGUUAAAGGAUGUUUCCAAGGAGAUGUUGGCAUUUGUGCUCAGUGAUCAAUUAAAGGUAGUAAUCACAGGGUCAAACAUGAGACAAUAGACAAGUCUUAGUAGGGCUGAGUGAUACGGCCUCAAAUUAAUAUCACGAUAUAUUGAUCAGUUCACCUCGAUAACGAUAAGUGGACGAUAACUACUCCACAAGCUGCUCACCCCCUCUCACAUUAACUUCGUCUACUUCAGCUGCUACAACUUUUGAACCGUCCUCCAUCUCCUCACCUGUCUUUCCCUCUUUGUUACCGACUGAUGUAGGACAUUAUCUUAAAGGGACAUGAGACCAUAUCCUACCUACACACAUCCAAAACCAACUUUUAAUUAUUCAUUUAUUUUAACAGCGAAUAUACCAAUAUGGGCAAAAUGACUUAGGUUAUCAUUGCAAAUUUCGGUAUUGAUAAAUUUUCGGUCUUAGCCCUAAAUCUUAGCGUGUCCCCGCUGUCUUAGAGUCGGUGAAGAUGUCCCAGAAUCUCGUCUCACACACAGGUGCGACCACAAACAGCCCCUCUCCUUCUGCUCCUUUAUGUCUUCUCUUUUGAUUUCACGCUCAUGAACUCCACCACCCUGCUGCUCUGACUCUAAGUCAGAGUUAAACACCUGUUGUCAGCUGUGUCUGCAGUUUUGUCCUGUUCUGAUCUGGACGCCCCCCCUUCAGUUUAUCAUCCCUUUGUGGAUCACAGAACAUGACCCCCCCCCCGCUUGCUUGAGGGCCCACUGUAGUCCCAGACAUGAGACAGAACCACUUGUUGCUUAGAUCUGAGGUGUCUUGUACAAAGAGGAUUAGGGCCACAGGAAGAAAAAAAAAAUGAUUACAGGAAGGAGAUUUUCUUUAAUUUUCAUUUUGAGAUUAAAGUCAAAAUUUCAAGAUUAAAGUCUAAAGUUGAAAUGAAAAAAAACGCAUUUUCGCAAAAUUUCAACUUUAUUCAUGUCAACUUUGAUCUAGAAAUUUCGACUCGAAUCUCAAAAUUUCAAUUUAGUUCACAAAAUUUAGACUUUAUCCACAUCGACUUUAAUCUUGUAAUUUCCGCUUUAAUCUCAAAAUUCUGAUUUAAUUCACAAAAUUUUGACUGUUUUCAUGUUGACUUUAAUUCUGAAAUUUUAAUUUCUAAUCUCAAAACUGGACUUCAUUGACGUAAUUUCGAUUUUUUGAAUGUUGAAAUUUCGACUUUAAUCUCCUUCCUGUAAUUUUUUUCCCCCCUAAUGUGGCCCUAAUCCUCUUUCGUAGUCUGGAGUGUGAUUUCUAUACAAUAGAGAUUAAAACAUGUUGAUGCAUACUGAUAAUGUAGCUGACUAAAAAGAGCAGGGAUACUUCCUUACAUCUUCCUAUUGCUUAAGUAGCCCGAACAGAUAAUCAACACUUCUCUUUGGUUUGCGUGACCCCGCCUGUUGUGGUUAUUCUUAUCUGCUGAAAUCCUCCAAAGGUCAGUUUGUUGAUUUCCUGGGGUGUUUCCAAAACAUGCAGCAUGUAUGUGUUUGUCAUUAGGAUUGAGAUACUGCAGAUAACUCAGGAUCAGCUUCUGAAGUAUCUACACUUGGUAAUUAGUGUCAUUCACCUCGAGCACUGUGUGUCAGCGUAAGGUGUGCGUUUUCUCUCUACACACUGUCCAUACAUCCCAUUAAUAUGUGUGUAUAUUUGAGGAUACAGUCAGUUUAUUUUCAGAGUGCCCACAAGGCCUCCCCCUGUUAUCCUUGCUAAUCCGGCUGUUGUAUCUCUGACAGGAGACCAGAGCGCAAAGCUUUCAGAUCUCCGUGUAUUUUUCUUGCUGCGGGUUAUUCAGUAAUUCAAAUACUUAACACAUUGUGUCACGAUAAGGACCUGCUCCACAUCUUCUGUGUUGCUCCAGACAGAUUAUGGAAAACCUCCUGUUGUUUCUGCUGGGGUAAAGAUCAGACGCUGUAUGGAUCUGCUCCGAGGUCACUGCAGAUCACUCAUCGUGUUUGUUUUGUCUGUCUUCUGUUUUACUGGAUGUAAGUUUAGCCGGUGUUAAGCCUGCGGCGCGAUGCGAGCGAUCAGGGGAAUGAGGUCCAGAUUGCUGCUUCGUUUCACACAUAGCAUGUUCAUUUACGUCUGAUAGUCCCUGCAUUGUGUCCUGUUUGGAGGAAGGAGGGGAGUUGUGAUUAAAAUCUCCCUCGUUUGUGAUUUAUGUUGUUAUAACCUCAGUGAUCCCAGGUCUGGCAUACCUGUCUUAUUGCUGGACUUAAGGCUUUAUGUCCUGCAGGCGGGCUGUCAGUCAACGGUUGAUAGGUUCGCUCCAUUCUGGAUUAGCGCAGGUUUGACCUCCACCAGGUGUGUGCGGCCUGUGUCACCGUCUCACUUCUCAGCGGCGGUGGUGGUGGUGUCGUGUUCUCCGGUGCCUCCUGAGAAUCCACCUGAGUAAAGCUCACUCUUCCGCACGCCAUCACUCGAAACCUAAAAAAAAAAAAGCCCAAUCAGCUUUGAUCCCGCCCUGCGGCCCCUGGAAGUAAGUGGGGUCUAAUCCCCAAAAGCCUCAGAAAGACACAGAGGAAUGCCUGGCACACAGCACACCAUUCACUCGGGGAUUAGAGCGGAGGAGCUCAGCUUCACACAGACUUUUACUCCACCUACUCCGCUACUCUGUACGCGUGGGUUGGUGGUGUGUGUGCAUGCAUACGUUCAUGUAUGCAAAUUCUGCAUGUAUGCAUGCAACGGUUAGACAAUCUCAAACAGGAAGAGGACUUUUCUAACUCUGCCAAGGGAGCGGGGUCAUGUAAGGAUGAAUGCUAAUUAGCAGUCGGUCAUAAAAAGAGGGCUGGCAAUCAGCUCUUUGAUACCCUGGGCUUUAAAAAAGCAGCAGGAGCUCGAAAGAGGCCAAGUCCUGUGUGCCAAGAUUGUGCAGCGCUCCAAAAACAAAUAUUUAGGCUGCCAAGUUAAAACUGCUUCCAAAUCAGGCUCUGAUGAUUCUUUAAAUAGAGAUAAAGAGUGAAUGUUUUCCCUUUCUGAUACCGAGACUGUUUGAUAAAAAUGUUGAUUGUAAAUAGUUUUAGAUUGUUGUUUUGUACCUAAUCAAAUUCAACUUUAUUUUUGUUGCAUCUUUCACCCAUAAAAGCAUAAAUCUGGGGUUUCUGUAUAACUCUAAACAGAUGCCCACUUACUGUAUACAAACAAACGACAACCACAAACAGUUUCAAGCAGACAAUUACUGUCAUGUCGUAAAAAAGCAACUAUUAGCUAACCUCCCGGCCUGCAUUAACAAAACAUCCAAAACAGCAACAGACGCAUCAUAUACUGAUUAUUUUCUGUCUUUUCAGUAAGUCUUUAUCAUGUUGAGCCUGUCGCUCAUCAUUCUGUCUUUCCUACUUGGGCGCCACUUUUAUUUUGACUUCCUCACAACCAUGCAGACAGCUGGUUGUUUGAUUGUUUUCCUUGUCUUGUGCCUCUGUACUACUUGGUGGAAAAAUUAUGUUCAUACAAGGUAACACAUGAUCAUCAGUCCAAAAAAGGCUGGAUGUACAAAUAAGCGCUCCUCGACAAGUCUCUCCUUUGUUACUUUGGAACAAAAAAAACAGAUCUGGACGGAAGAGUAGAUACUAAAUACUUUAUUGUGACAUUAUCAGUGAUUUUUGUUUGCAUUAUUAUCAUUUGACUGAAAUUAUUACAAUAAAGUCAGAUGUAGACAUUCAUCGUAAGCCCUCUGGAUCAGUUAUUGGCUUAGUCCCAGAGUCUCUUGAGUCUAUUGUUGAGAGGAGGACCAGGUCUAAAUUAAAAUUAAUCCUGGGCUACAAAGAUCAUCUGUUGCACUUUGUCUUUAAAGGCCUUUAAAGCUCACUUAGUGAGCGACUUGUGAUGCCUCGGUAUGCAAGGUCUGACUUGGCACUGCUGCAUAGUUUGUCAGGGUAUUUAUUUUAGUAUUUAUUCAUUUUUAUCAGGCGUUUGUUGUAUUUAAUCAUGUCCUUAUCUUUUAUUUUACCACUUUUAAAUCAUGUUUCAUCGGCUUUUCCUGUGUUAGUUGUGUAACUGUUGUUAAAUUUAUGUUUUUCUGAUGUCUCCAUGCUGUUUGUUGUCUGUAUGAGUCUUCUUGUCCUGGUGGUGAAAUAGUUUCCCUCAUGCAGGAUUAAAAAAGUCGACCUUACCUUUCCUUAAACACCAGGGCUCGGUGUAUCGCACGGGUUCACAGUCUAAACUUACUCCUGUGGUUCUUGAAAUGAACUUUGCUGCUUUCCAAUGUUUUAUCAUAUCAGACAAAACACACGUAAAACAAGCCUGCAAUUACUCCAUCCGUGAGCUCAUGACUCACAGUUAUUAAUUUGCAUGACAGACUUGUGUAUACUGAUCCACUUUGACACGGGUCCACAGAAAGCCAACAGGCUGUAACUGAAUGAUAGUGAAUUAUAAACCAGCCCUUGCGCAGAUGCUGACACUAUAAGCCAAAUAGGUAUUAGGACAUUACUGUAUGUCUGAUGUUAAUCGGCGUUUCCUCUGUAAUUAGAUAACCAUCUGCUCAUUUGUCAGUCUGGAACCUGAAGCACUUCCAUAAACAUCUGGAGCCCAGAAACCACCAGCAGCUGAUACAGUUUGAUCACACCAUCCCGGCUCGGAGCAGAUUUUUCUGAUAUUGAUCCUCAGAGGAGAAAGCUGAGAGCUGCAAACACAAACCUGCUGCUUUUAAUUAUAGUUUCAUUUUCUGCAGCAGCCGGAUUGUAAGAGUCCACAAGAAUAUACGGAGAGCAGAGGCCUGCGCUGUCAGAGGGAUGUAACAGUAGUAUCAGGUGGAGGUCUGUGUUAUUUAAACGCACACCUCACAUGCACGGUGUCGUGGUCGGUCUCGGUUUUGUGUGUUGUGUUUUAACAGGUGCGCAGAUUCACUCAAAUGUAAAAUAAUGUAAAGAGUGAUGUCGGGAGUUGAUGGUGAAGACAAUGAGGCAGCGGUGUGCAGCAGACACAUCAAUCUGUCGCUGAAGCUGCAGAGUGGAGGGAGUGAUGUUGAUUCUGGCUCUGUGCCGCCGCAGCGAGGGCUCACCCAUACGUGUCUGUUUGUGUGUUAUAACGCCACGGAGCAUCAGUUAGUAGAUUUAGUACCACGUUAUGGAUGAGAUGCCUGAUGUCAGCGCACUUUAUUGCCUCCUCUUCUCUCUGACCUGUGAGCGCUCUUAACAUUUUCCAGCGUUUUUAAGACCGGACUGUGAAACUUCAAUAUCUGACAGGUUUUCUAUUUGAGAGGAGAGCAUGAACCGUCAAAGUCUGGGGUUUUGGGACACUGUAUUCAACUUAUCCAAGUCCACGACAUGAGACUUUCUUAAACAUGCAGCAUGUCUGACACACCUAACUUUUAUCAGCCAGACUUCCAUGUCUGCACUGCUGAAACAGUUGUCAGGGACUCUGCUUUUAGAUCUGGUACUUGAGGUGCAGAUAUGAUAACUUGUGUCUCUGAAGUGGUACGAUGCGAAAACCCAUAUGGUCUAAGGGUUCAGUGUGCUUAUUGUAAAACAAACUAGAUCUAAAGAUAUGUAGAAUAAGUUUUUUUAUGAGGGUUUAUAACCGGGUUAAGUUUAAGUUUCUAGAGUCGUUAUUUGUUAUUAAACCCAGAAUUAAGAAAAAAAAAACUUUUGGUAAAACUUUAUUUGAUGCCUAUCUCGAUAACGCAUUAUAGAUAUAUGUAUAAUGCGUUAUAAUUAUGUUAUAGCACUGUAUGACUAUAGUUAUAAACACUCACAAAUGAUCAUAACACAUUAUAAAGCAUUUUAUCAUGACUUACAAGGUCAGGUAUUAUAAUGUGUUAUAACUGUUAAAAACUCACUGACAAUUUCCACAUAGACAAUGUAAUGCAACUGUUGUUAACACAGUUAUAAAACAUUAUAAUACCUGACCUUGUAAGUCAUGAUAAAAUGCUUUAUAAUGUGUUAUGAUUAUUGCUACAAAGUAUGAUAAUUGAUAAGUGUUUAUUACUACAGUUAUACAGUGCUAUAACGUGAUUAUUACACAUUUUAAUAUAUUUAUAAUGUGUUAUAGAGAGAGGCGUCACAUAAAGAGUUACCAAAAGAUUUUUUUUUUUUAAUUCUAGGUUUAAUAACACAUUACAACUUUCAAAACUUAACCCGGUUAUGAACACUCAUGAAGAACUUAUUCUACAUAUCAUAAAAAGUUUUAAAGUCAUGGAAUUAUAACUUUUUAUGAAUGUUUUAUGAGUUCUUUAUGAAUCUUUAGAUCUAGUUUGUUUUGUAAUAAAUCAUAAGUCAAACUCUUGUAACACUGCCCCUGAUUUUUCAAGGUGAAAAAGUUCUUUAUUUUUUGAGUCGUCUUUGUGGGUAAAAAACACAUGCAGCAGUGUGAACGCUCAGGGUGAACAGAAAAAGUGGUGCGUUUUCAAAAGAAAUGUUUUCAUGUGAAGGUAGUCCCGGCCCUUAAGUGUUUUUGGAUGUCAUAGUUCCUCUGGCUCUAACCCUAUUGAUUUCCCAAAUUGAGUUAACAUCCCAUCAUUGUAAAUUUCACACAUUUUCGUCAUUUAACUGCAGCAAUAAACGGGUGAUUCCUAAAAGUGCAGUGCUCUGAGGGGACCAUGGUUUAUGUUCUUACAGACUGUUUAUGCUGGCAGUGGAGCGUAUUUACUUGGACAGGGGGAUUAUCUGAUGAGAGGAUGUUGCAAAUAAAAUUCCUUCUCAGCACCUCUUCUGCCGCCGUCCCAUUUUAAAGUGUUGAAACAGUGGUCCUGAGCCAUUUCAGCGCUGUUACAUCCAAUGUUUUAUAAACCGACAAACCUCAGAGCGCAGCUGAAUACCUCCACUGAAAAAUAAUCCAAACUUAUGCAGUUAAAAUGGAGAUCAGGGAGUUAACAUGAAACGUCCCAGAGGCAACUGACAAAUCAAAUGAUUUGUUAUGGUGUAAGAGAUGGACAGUCCUCUCAGAGAGAAGCUGCAUCAUGAGGACAAUGGAAACAAUCGUGAAGAAAAGUCUUGGCUCGUGUCUAACCACACAUGUCUGCUGCUCUCUAUUCAUUUAUAGCAGUGCGGGGUGAGGCAGGUUUAUAGUUUGCUAUUGAAGCAGAAUAUUGUCCUGAAGGGAGUUUGAGUGGUUACAGUCUAGCAGUCAUGUCCUGGCUCUGCAUGGACGUGUGCAGUCCGUAUCAGUCACUGUGUCAAGUGGAGCUUUUGUGUUUGGUUGUCAUGGAUACUGCUGCAUCGUUUCGUAAAGAGAACAGAUCUUUUUAUUGUGGGUAAGAGAACGCAUCAGUUAUCAUAAACUCUCUCCUGUGUGUGAUUACAUGCUGACUUUAUAUCCACGGUGUGUUGGCCACAGCUCUCUAAGUUGUAAUAUGGGUGCGUUCAGAUCAACCUUGGACAAAUAAACCGUGUUUUGGACCAGACGCGUCCUUCAAACAGUCAGGGCGAAGGAUUUACUCACCCGGCGCUGAGUGUGUUUAGCAGCGGACACGGGGCAGGAUGUUUAGCUGAAGGUUUGUGGAUUGGCCAGCGCUGUGCUUGGCUGCAGCUGUGGGCAGAGAGUUUGAGCGCCUGUCAGCCUCUGGAUGGUAAUGAACAGGGUCAGAGUGAAGGGCCUGCAGGACAGGAAUGAAGCAGGAGUACGUUUUCGCUGAGAGCAGCAGUGUGUAGACUACACUGACUCCUUCCUUUUGCUUUUCAUUGAUAACACAUUUUUGUAAAAUAAUGUUUCAUUAUUUUUGUCAUUUUUUUGAUCCUGCAAAACUUUGUUUCUAAACACAUUUAUGAACUUUUGACAUCAGGGAGGAAGUCAUAACAAAAACUUUUCAGAGUACCUGAAGGACUACAGACAGAAUUUUGGUGAUAACUUAAAAAGUACUCCGAGUUAUGAUGGAUUUGUUUAGUGUUGAGUAGGGCUGGGAGAUAAACUGAAAAUUUACUGAUACUGAAAUUUACGACAAUAAUCAGCAUCAAUUUGCCCGUAUCAGUAUAUUCAGUGUCAAGAAAAAAUAAAUAAAUAAAAGUUGUUUUUGGAUGUGUGUAGGUAGGCUAUGGUCUCAUGUCCCUUUUUAAGAUGCUGUCCUACAUCAGAGACGUGACUCCACCCCAUCCAGUUUGUAACAAAGAGGGAAAGACAGGUGAGGAGACGGAGGGCGGUUCAAAAGUUGUAGCGGUCUGGAGCGGCUGGAGCGGCGGCUGAAGUAGACGAGGUUGAUGUGGAAGGGGGUGAGCAGCUUGUGGAGUAAUUAUUGUCCAUUUAUAUAAAAUAAAUGGAUAUAUCGUGAUAUUGAUUUGAGGCCAUAUCGCCCAGCCCUAGAGUUGGGUCUUAAAACUGCUUAUUAACCUUUUAAAAGUCUCGUUACAGACAGGGUUAACCCAGUUAAAGGGAGUGUGCAGUUUGGGCAGGGAGAGCUAAAGACUUCUAGAGUGUUAAAACAUUUAGUUGGCAGAACGUUAAUGCAACGUACAUCAAAUCUUUUGAAGUUCAAGAUAAUUUUCUGAUGAAUCUUGACUGUAUCAAAAGUAAUCUAACAGACUAAACUAGAGGUGUGUGAUAGUAAAGCAGAGGGACAGAGGGAGCACGAUGAGGCUAUGAUGAUCAUAAGUCUUGACGAGAUAAUAAUUACCAAUAACCUACUGCCUCGUCUUGUUUGAGGGUUAUUUCUUGUAGGUUGAGUCCAGUCUGUCAAAUAUAAUCAAAUAAAACUUGACAACUUCAAACUUAUCUGCCCUGGAAGUGUCUAAAAUGUCCUUAGAUCUCGUGCAAUUUUUGUCCACAGUGAUGUCAAAACCAUACGGAGUGAUGGAUAAAUGCUUUAAGGUCUGAAUAUUAAAACAGCCUCCACAUUUAAGGUUGGCAGGCGCAGCUCAGUGCAGCAUCAUUGGUGUUAAAAACUUGUGCAGUCAGCAGCGGCGUGCUAAAUGAAGUGCAUAUGCGUGUGUGUAGAGGUCUAAUUCUGCUCCUUACAGCUGUUUUUAAAGUUAUUGUGUGUCGGCCACUUGCAGCAGCUUUUUUUUUUUUUUUUUUUGGCUGAGUGAGAGGUGUGGCGUUUAAUGACUGUGGUGUGUCAGGAGAGUUUUAUACAGAGAGGUCACAGACAAGACAGACCCCUCCUUACUGCGCAAACGCAACAACGGGAGGAGAAGAAGAAGAAGAUUAAGAUGAUGUGACUUCAUCCAGUCAUGUCCUGGUCUGCAGCUCCGGAGUCCUGUUUUCAUUUGUUUCCUUGGCGACCACAUGAGACACAAAAAAAGACAGAUGAGGAGAAAAAGAAGGGGGCUGCACAUCACUAGAGAGGAUGCCAGCCGAGGUCACUGACAGGGAGAGUGACGCCAGGGAAAAGUUUACAAAGCAGCUUUUAUUUGGGUGAAGCGAGGUCAUGAGGGAGGUGCUGGGUCUCAUCGUGAGUCUGUGUUAUUGUGUCUGUCUUAAUAAAAAGUGUUGGGUGUGAGCUGCUGCGCGCUUUUAUUAGACAUCUGCUGCUUUCAAGUGGAGGAAACAUUAAAAGGCUGCUGGGUGAAGUUGUAGUGCAGCCUCUCCCGACCACACGCUAUAUCAAAUCAGCACCACAGAUGUGCCUACCACUCAUUUUAGCCACUUUACACAGACCGCAGCUUUGUUUGCUUUGAUUGCACCGAGAAAGUUGUUUCCAUUUUGCCAUGAGCUUAUAUUUUUCUGUUUUGGGUUUUCUGGGCAAGUACAAAUCUGUUACUCCGUUUUUAAAUCCUGCAGCUUUUUGCUCUCUCAUGUUCGUGUAAACAGCAGAUUGUGUGUCUGUGUUGUGGCUCUGUCUCCAAACACAAACUGCCUCUAUUGCUGUUGUGUUUCACCCGCUGAGACGGCCAAGGAGAGCAAUUGAGGCUCGUGUUAAAAAGAGUGAACACCGCCGCACUGCUACACCUAAAAACAAACGGUUAACAAACAGAGGAGGACGGUCUGCUCUGCACAGUAAUUAGAGGCAGAAGCUGGUGAGUGAUUCUGAAACAAAGCUCAAUUCUCCUGUAAUUACUAUCUACAAGUGCCCUGCAGGUUUCUCGGCAGUCUGGACAAAACCUCUGUGGGGUAAAUAGCUGCAGGUCUCAUGACAGAAAGCAGGAAGCCUGACAGGAGGAAGGUUAUGGAGGGUGAGAGCUGCAUCCUGUGCAGAGAGGUCUCAUCCUGCAGCCGCCUGUGCCCAGCAAGGCCAGUCUCCAUCCCAGAAUGCCAGUGGGAGCACAUGUCUUCAGGCCAGACAAACACCUCUGUCAGCAGACCGCAGUCACCCCACCAGUCAGACCGUUCAGCCCCGACGCCACUCUGUAAUUACACACCGCCGCCUGCUGAGGAGGGGGAGAUGCAGACCCCAUCGCUGCCAUCAGCAUCACUGCAGGCAUGUGCUGGAAAAGCAGAGAGAGUGAGAGACAGAGGGAGAGUGAGAGAGUGAGAGAGAGAGGGAAGGUGAGCUAAAGACAGCCCUGUCUGGCGCAGAGAGGCGAGGGGAGCGGCAGUAGACCCUCCUCCUUCCUGGGAAAGAUUACAGGCUGUGUGUGCGAGCACAUCUGGAGGGGCCGGAGGAGCUGAAAGGACUGAUGUGAGAAUCUGCAGGGGCCAAAUUGAAGAAGAUUAGUAAAACAACACUGCUGGUCACACCGAACAGGCCUCUGUCUGCAGUGUGUGUUUCAGUUUGAGUGGAUGUGCUUGUGAAAUAUCUACUGACAUCAAAAUGACGGUUAAUGACUGAGUUAGCAGGAUAAGGCCUCUCUAAGUGACGCACGAUACAACAAUGUCCUUCUGAAGUGGAAUUGCUGGUUUACACAGCUGUGUAAAAUACUUGAUUAUGAUUAGCUAAUACUCCAUAGCAACAGUCUGUUAUUGAUGACACACAGUUGCCAUGGAGACAACUUUAAUCAGGGGCAAGCUUACUGUUUUUGUGCCAAUAAACUGGAAAAAUCCCAGUUAACUUGACACUGUGGUUCGUCUGUUUAAAACUUUUUAAAAAUUUAACGUACAAGAGUUGAUAUGCUGCGUCGCAGUUACCUCGGAAGUCGAAUGUCGGAGCUGGGAAUGACGUUACACCCAAGUUGACGGCGUUCCAGUUAACAAGUUGGAAAACCGAGAUGAAUGCCUACAGUUAGCCAUUGUUAGCUGUUGUUUACAAUUGUCAGCUGUUGUUAGCCGUUGUCAGCUGUUGUUAGCUGUUGUUAGUUAUACCAGUUGUAAACAACGCAUAACACAGUAUUUUACUCUUACAAACACCAUAGCACCAUGUUCACAGUUAGAUGUUUGGCAGUACAACAUAAACCACUUACAUAAUUUCACAAAAACAAAAGAGAAGUGCUAAUAAAUAAAACAUUAUGAGAGCUUUCACUGUUACUCUUUACUGUUGAUGUACUGCGUUGUCAUUUUGGAUUAUGACGUUGUCAUCAAGUCGGGGUUGGUGAGGAUCGUCUGACUUUCCAAGUCAGAAAGCUCGGAAAUCCAGACUUCCAAGUACAACUGAAACACAGCAUAAGGCCUCUCUAAGUGACGCAUGAUACAACAAUGUCCUUCUGAAGUGUAAUUGCUGCUUUACACAGCUGUGUAAAAUACUCAAUUAUGAUUAGCUAAUACUCCAUAGCAACGGUCUGUUAUUGAUGACACACAGUUGCUAUAGAGACCACUUUCAUCAGGGUUGAGCUUGCUGUUAUUGUGCCAAUCAGCUGAGAGAAUCCUAGUUAACUUGACACUGUGGUUUGUUUAUGUUCAAAACUUAUAAAACAUUAAACGUACAAAGGUCGAUAGUUUUCAUGAGACGUCAGCGUUUAUGUACGUUUAAGUAAGGUGACUUGCAUAAAAUGUUCCGUCCAAAGUACAAGUGCAUAAAUCUUUUCUUCAAGUGCAGUGACCAGUCUAAACAUCAUCAAUUAUUUACCGCCUUUGUAGUGACUGAUGGAGGCCUCGCUCUGUGGAGGGUGUGUUCAGGGACGACUGUUUGCUGCCCCACUCUGCCUUACCCUAAGUGUCUGUGCUGAUUGAUGAGGUGCAAUGCGUGUGUGACCCUGCACGCUCUCACCUCAGGGUCUUAGAGGCCUUAGCGUGGUUUCAUUUGCAGCAGGUCCUUGCAACACCUCACAUAGACUCGUAAACCAGAGCAGAUGUAGACCUGAAACCUUGGUGCACUUGUUUUCAGCCCGAACACGGAGUAGAGAUGAGGAUUCAGGCUCAGCUCAGCUCAGCUCUGAAUCCUCAGGGAUCAAUUACCUGACCGGUUGUUUUAACAGGAGUGCUCCCUCUCACCUGUGAUUACUGCUGAACCUGUCCAGUGUGUGGGCUUCCUCUCUCUCAAGCUCGGGGGGGAAAUUCAGGGGAAGGAAAUGAUGAAGUGUGUCCAUCACCUCAUAAAGGAGACCUGCAGGGAAACAGAGGUUAACACUGGAGUUCAGGCGCAGGUUUGUCGUGUCCAGAGCACCAAAACCAGAUGACUUAGAGCUAUCAGCUGUUACAUUAAUGAGCAACACUAACCACGUGUACAUGUGCAAAAUUUCUUGAUCCGAUUAAAAAUUUGAGGGAUCAGAUAAUCUGAAUCCACUUUUUAUAUCGGUGCAAAAUCAAAUAAUCCGAUCAUGCACCAAGCUUUAUUCAGAUCAGAAUAAGUGUUUACAUGGAUGCGUUUCGGAACAACGAAAAACCACCCCUCUCGAUCGGAAUACAAUUUCUUUCCGAUUGAGCCGAGUUGGAAUCUUCCGAUUGACAUGUUUACAUGAUGCAUUUUUAUUCCGAUCGGGCAUUUAUUCUGAUUAUUUGUGCCCAUGUAAAUGCAGCUAAUAAGUUUGAUACAGUUGCUCUAUAUUGGCCUGGACCACUCACUAUUAUACUGCCUGCAGCUGGUACAAAAUGCAGCUGACCGUCUCCCCACUGUUAAACGCAAGCAAGAGAACAUAUCCCCUGUCCUAGAUUCGCUGCACUGGCUCCCAGUUGCUUUUAGAUUAGAUUUUAUUUAAAUGUAAUUUAAUUGUAUUGUUUGUUUUUAAAACUCUCAAUGGCCUAGCCCCCCAGUACUUGUCUGAGCUCCUUCAUAUUCAUGCCUCUGCCAGAACAUUGAGGUCUUCUAGUCAGCUGCUACUGGUCACCCCCAAAACAAGGCUAUAGUCCAAAGGUGACUGAGCCUUUGCCCUAGGCUAUGGAACAACCUGCCCCUGCACAUCCUCUCUGCAGGAUCGAUUGAGGUUGUUAAGUCCUCCCUAAAGACUCACCUCGUCUCCCUGGCUUUUAAUCAAGUUCAAAUGGACUUCUGGAACAAUUUUAACUUGAUUUUAAUCUAUUUUAUUUAUUAUAAUUGUUGAAUUCGCACUUUGCUCAUCCCUGCUGCUUUAAAUCUGUGCAGCACUUUGGUCAACCCCAGUUGUUUUAAAUGUGCUCUAUAAAUAAAGUUUGAGUUGAGUUUUUAAAAGGACUUCAAAUACAACAGAAAGACGGAGGAGACUUGAAUGAAACAGCAUCUUAGUUUGAUGUUAACGCAGGUAAAAGAAAGCACACACUCAGCAAACGUGGUCUGACUCAACACUGUUCAGCUUGGUGUGUCUGUAGGAGUGCAGAGCUCCCCUUUAGUAGAUUGGAUGUGUGUGUGAGUGUGCAUGUGUGUGUGUGUCUAUUCUCAGUCUGUCCAAAGCAAAGCUCAGACAGAGACAAACACUUCCUCGGGUUUUUCUGUCAGCAGCAGGUCACUAAUGAUGCUGCAGCGCUGAGCUCAGCUAAUUGACCUGACAGAGAUGGAUCAGGACCUUACACUCUGCUGUGUCUACUCACUGCUUUGUGUGUUUGUGUGUGUUUGUACGUGUGUUGUGAUGUUUGCAUUCAGAGCUGCUGCCAAGACCUGAACUAAAUCUACCAACUUUGUUUUCAAACUUUGAGAUAACAAACUUUUCGACAAACUUCUGCAGACUUCCUGAGAGACCUACAGAAGUCUCACGCCCGUCUUUCUGUCGGAGAACAAAUAAACCUCUGGAGGUGAUGAGCUCGGAGCAUCAGGCAGUCGGCACGGCUGAGUGUGAGAUGUGUGUUCUGGUUGGCAGGACUGACUGGACUCUUAGCGUGAGGCCUCCAGUUUAUUUUCACUGGGAGAAUAUCACUGAAAGAAUGACCCUGGCCCAUUAGUAAUACAGCCUGCGUGCACUUUCUCACACACUCACUCACAAAUGGAGAAACCCUGCGCAAUAACUCGUGCAUACACACCUCAGUGUGUAGAGUGAGAUGUGCAGCUGCAGUCAUUGCCCCCUUGGCUGUCUCUGCGGUGGUCCCAGCAGAGCUCCAAGUGGGAUCAUUGAGGCCAAUAAUAAUAAUUAGUCUGGAACAAAGCUGUUUAAUGAUAAUAUAAUGACAUAAUAGUGACAGAAGGUUGCUAAUGUGGUGUUGCAAUUUAGUCUCAGAUGCAGUCAGUUCAGAUCGAGGGGUUUCCCCUCUGGCCUUGUUCACACUUGGCAUUAAUGUACAGUCUGUUUCUGAGGAGAGCAGCUCUCUCUCUCUCUCUCUCUCUUUCUGUCAACACUACGAGGUCUUAAGCUUUUUUUAAUGUGUCCUAUAAAUGCACAUGUGUUUUUAGCAAUUUACACAAAGAAUAUAACAUGAAUUAGGGACUUUAAUACAAUCAGCAGUAGGAGUAGGAAUCACCAGUGGCCCCACGAUACAAUAUUAUCAUGAUACUUGGGCCACGAUACGAUAUUAUAGUAAUUAUGUUGUACUGUAUUUUGCAAUACAGUGAGUAUUAUAUACUUUUUUCAGCUGUCUAGAUGAUUUAGCAUUUGUCUUUCCUUUAUGUCGAGCCUGUCUAAUUAUGAUACUCCCUAUUUAUUAACCUUUCAUGUUUUAAUGUAAAGACACUGGAACUAACACAAAUCAGAUUUUAUUUAAUUUUAUUUAAUCACAUGAAAUUUCAGAGUGAUGCACAGGCAGUUAAAGAUGAGAGGUCUGUGAUAAUACAAAUGAAAAACAUCAUUUAAAAUUUAGAAAAUAAGAAAUUUUGACUAAAGUUAGAAACAGUUAACGUUUAAAAGACAUGCUAAUAGUACAUCACAAUAAUAAAUAUAAAUGACACCAAAUUAUAUCCACAUAUGAAACCCGAACUCACAUUGAUACAUGUUAUUCCUGUUUUUGAGCAUCGCGCGGUAAAGUCAGGAGUGUGUAUUUAAAACAAAGAGGUUAGCUUUUGGCACAAUCAUAAUUUGAUUACAGUCAAAUUUACAAAUGUUGAUUUUUCACUGUUACUCCCGAAUUUAAAGCUCUUAAAAAUGCCCCCUAGUAUCAUGAAUAUUAUGGGAAAUAUUUACUUACUUCACGUAACUUAUUCGGUUUCAGUUUUAUUUUCAUGUAGCACAUCUUGCAAACCUUUCAUAUAUUUAUUGCACUAAAUUUAUCCUGCUUCUCGAUGUCACCUCUGCCAACCUCACUGGACAAACAGUUUAUUUUAUUUUUCCAUUAUCAUAGAUUUGACUUCAUAUUAGCAAUUACUUUGAAAAAAUUGAUACUUGGUAAGCGAGACGAUACGAUAUAUCAACAGACAAAAUAUCGCGAUACUAUGCUGUAUCGUUUUUUUCUCCCAGCAGAAAUCAGCAGGGUUCUGUUGGGGAAAAUAAGAUUAACUCCGAUAGUUUGACUGAAUUUAACCUGAAAUCUUGUGUUUUCUUCAAGCAUGAGAGUCUGGUGGUCGGUUUCCUCAGGUUUUGUGUUUUUGUUUCAUCAAGCGGAGGGAAAACAGACAUACGGGAGUGCAUGUGUGGCUUGGCAGACCGCUUGUUCAUCGGCCUGUCUAUCUGGAGCCCCCAGCUAUACAUGCUUCAAAAGACCGUACCCUGUAGAGCUCCUCUUGACUUCUGGAUGGCUUCAGAGCUCUACAUAAACUCGACUUUAAAUCAGUUUUAUCUGCACUAGGUGUUCUGCAAAAUCUGAUUUUAUCCUUUCUGGUGACUGCCAGGGUCCUGAGGCCUCUCGGGGCUGUAUUAGAUCUUUAUCAGAGUAUACAGCGCUUAUUAUCAUGCACUUGAGUAUGAGCGGUCCCAAAGGCCAUCCUUCAUAAUCUGCUGGAUACACAAACCCAAUUAUGAAAGAGGGAAAGAAGAUAACCUUCUGGAUGUGACCUCCCCUCAUCUCCAGCUCAGUUUCCUAUAAGCUCUUAUUGCACCAGCAGGGGUACGGAUUAUUUAAAGUGUGUUUGUAAACAAAUUACUUAACUCUGUGUGUGUGUGUGUGUGUGUGUGUGUGUGUGUGUGUGUGUGUGUGUGUGUGUGUGUGUGUGUGUGUGUGUGUGUGUGUGUGUGUGAUACAAAAGUGGAGCAAGAGACAGAGUGCUGAUGUCAGGACGGCCUCUGGUCCGCUGAACUCUCCGCGGGGGUUUUCUCCUAAUGAAGAGCUCUGACUCUGUCACUGGUUAUGGCCCAGUGCAACUUGGGGUCAAAGGUCAAAUACAUUCACACAUUUCUCUAACCCCCCUGCCGAGGCAAUUAGCCCACUGAGAACAAAGAGGUAUACAAUAUGCUGCGUCUGUUGGGGGGCAUUCAUUAACCGUGAUGAUGUUAUUGUUGGAGAAGAGAGCAAUAGAUCAUAGCAGCAGAGGUAUUCGAGUCAUCCUCCACACACACACACACACACACACACACACACACACACACACACACUGCAGCCUCGUGCUUAACACACACUCCUGGGAGUCCCAGAGAGAAAGCGGGGGGAUUGCAGGAUCUAAACUGUUUUGUUGCAGACAGACAGAGAGAGAGAGAAAAAAAAGGUCUGCUGUGUGUUGAAGACAGUUGUCCUUGGACUAAAGUCGCCUCAGUGCGUCAUACAGUGACUCCAGUGUGGGUGAGGGGAUCCUGGUGCUCAAGCUUUCUUUUCUCUGGAGGGAAAAAUGGAGGUGCCGUUCAGGGAAAAAGAUAGAUCUCCUAUCCAGAGCAAUCCUCUGUGAUUGAAUACAGCCAUUUGCUCCGAGAAAACAUCCUCAGCACACACACACAUCUUUCUUCGUCUCUUUAAUUUAGAAUUUAAAGUGUGUGUUCUCUUCAUAUCUGUUUGUUUUGUCAUCAAAUCAGAGGUGAGUAUUUUGAGAUCCAGAGGGUUAAACAUGCUGCAGAUAGUACAGGGUUCAGGAUCUCAAAAUCCAACAGACCAAUAACCACAGGAUAGUUUUUCAUUUCUCCUCAGUGAAGCAGCAGACUCAGGCCCAGAGGGCUGUGAAUUUAAGACCAUGCAGUGAUUUCUACUGCUGAUUCAUGUCUGUUUUUAAUGCAAUGCCAGCUUAGAUUACAUGUGGUGUGGUUUUUGUUGUACAGGGAUGUCCUUAGAUUCUCUAAAUCUUUCAAAUCAUGCGUCACAGUUAAUGAAAUACCUGAAAUCUUUGCAGUUUUACCCUGAUAACAUUAUUCUGAAAAUGUUGAACUAUCUGGCCAUGCAGUUUUCCUCAUCCUUGCAUUCCUAUUCAUGCCCGAUCAUGUGACUAACCGUACUCGUCAUAACUUUCUUUAGUGUUUCUGUCAAAUCUUUGAUACGUGCUGCGGUAUCAGAUUCUAAAUGAGCAAAUCUCUGUCAUAAAACAAUCGAGUUUCUCUAGUUUCAACAUUUGAUGAAUUGCCUUUGCACUCUGUAAAUCACAUACGGGGUUCACAGGAUUGAAUUGUGUUUUUACUAACAUAUUACUCAGUGCACCGACUUUUUUGGAAUUGGUUUGUACAUCCAAUCGCUCAUACUUUAAAUCCACACACUUUGGUAAACCUCUGAGGAACACCAAGAGCCUAAAAGAGUGAAAUCAUGAGUGCAGAGGUUGAGGUGUGGAAUCGUCUGUGCAGUCUCACUUUACCCUGAACCAUGUGUUUUCUUGCCCUCUCUGUCUCUCAGCCCGGGUAAUCACCAAACCUGUUAUGUUUUCCUGUCUUAGGUUCCCUUAUGUUUAUUUUUCUUCAUGACAAUAAGCUCUCCGUUUCCCUGUCUGGGGUUUACAGUGGUCAGAGACAGAUCCUGAUUCCUAAUGUUUCAAUAAAUGCAUGCUGCUCUCGGAGCAUAAUCUCCUGUAAUAGCUCAAUACUGCAUGUGCUGUAUCACGGCUGCGUUCUAGUGUUGCACUUGGCCCUGUCUGUGUUUGCUGGCCACUGAAUGGUUGUGCUCCCUGGUGGGUAAUGAGGUGCUGAACCCGGCCUCUUGUUUGUAUCAGGUGCACCUGGGCCGACCAGAGCCAGACCAAGCCGGACAAAGAAGUCAGUCUAGGUUUCCCACAAAGGUCUGCCCAUUCAAAACACCCAGAACCCGCAGAAACAACCUCCCACACUUCAUAAAAUGAAGGCAAGAUACAGAACGCGAGCUGAGGCUACCCGUUCUGUCUGCACAAGGAAACUAUUGUUUGUCUUUACACGCCCUCUCUCCCAGGCUUUGAGUUUUUAUGCUCUCUAAAGACACAAGGCAAAAGAAAAGCCACUUGGCAAAGAGGCACAGAGCGCGCUGUUUGUCUCUUGGAAAUGUGACAGACAAAAGCUGUGACUGUGUCUCUGCUGAUUUUCACUUCUGUCAUUGCUUCAACCUCACGACUUUGUGCCAGCUAUUCCUGGCUGACAGUCAGAGGCUCACCUGGAGGAAAGCAGAGGAACAACACAACAUUGAUUUUUCUGGAGUCUCCCACGGCGACAGACCUUCAGUCAACACACAAACGGCGUAUAGUUUCAUUCAGAACCACUGGAGUUAUUUUUCUGAUCAUUGAAGGAUCAGGACCAGUUUGCUCUUCUCUGUUCUCUUUGUCCCCUCCACAAUCGUCAUGAAUAUUUGUGGGACUUCGGCUUAAAUUUACACAAGCAUGUGUUAAAACUACCAAACAAAAGAGUCAUUGAUUAUUUACCGACUUUUAUCGAUUUAUUUCUCCAGUACCUGCUCCACUAGAAAGAAAACAGUUGCCUUUUCUAACAAACUUUAAUGAGGUUUUGCAUUUAUCCCUUGUAAGGUAACAGGUUGAUCGUUACUUUAUGAAAACAAGUGUCUAUUAAAGCGAACCCUGACUUUGGUCUUCCUCAUAAAGUCUGAUCUACUACACACCCAUGUAUCGAGGCCACGUCCACACUGUUGUUUCCAGAAUUUCUGCAGAAAGGAAAAACUGCUUCUGGCAGAAUCAUUCGGUCUGGACGUAGUUCCUCUGAUUUAUGGGCUGAAAUUAACAUUUUCAUUACCUUUUAUGUUAAUGCCUAUCCUCUGGAAUAAUCACUCAAUUGUUUUCAUUCAUUUUCAGUCAGGGGAAAAUGUUAAUAUAGCUUCCAAAAACCCAACGGGAUGUCCUCAGAUGUCUUUUUUUUGUCAUUCCAGCAGUGAAGAUGUCAUCUUUGAGGAGCAUAACAUGAAAAAAACACACAAUUAUUUUCAUAUUUUAGCAGCUAAAACAAAAGAAUGUCUAUUUCUUGUUUAAAGAUUAUUUGGAUAAUCCACAUUUCUCAUAAUUUUAACAGUAACCAGACAUGGCAUGAGUUCCUCUUUGAGUUAUUAGAGUGAACAGAUCGUUGUGAGACUGAGAGUCCACCUGAGUCAUGAUGUGUAUAAAUGUUUGAAGAUCAUAUUUUCAAGGUCAGGAAACCACUUUAACUCUGACGUACUCUGUGUGUUUAACUUCUACAGAGGGAGCGAACCAACUCGUCGCCCAAGAGGCAGUGAGGAAACCGUCCACGCUGAGACGCCCGCCCACAAGAUCAGGAGAGUCCAUCUCAAGUAAGAGCUAUGUGUUUGACUGCUUUGUUCAUAUGCCAUAUAACAAAGAUAAUUUACAGGUUUGAGUGUCUGCUUCCUUUAAGUUUUGAGGUUUAUUGUGUUUGUUUUUUUGGAGAUUGUCUCAACUGCAGUCGAAUCACGGCUUUAAGCGACAGAUUGAACUCGCUGGAGUCGAAGGUAUGGACUCUUCUUCUCUCGUUAUCUAAAUAACUGAGACAUACUAAAGAUCUUCAGUAAACAAGCUCAUUGUUAAUUACCAUCUCUUGUUUUAUGUGUUCUGGUCCCAGGUCCAAUUACUCUCCUCUCCAGCCUCUGAGUCUCAUCGCCACUUACAGGGAAAAGGAGGAGCCAUAGCAGAGGCCUCGUUACUGAUGGGGGCAGCGCCCGCUCAGGGAGCUCCCGGUGAGCAGGGGCCGGCUGGUUAGUAAAGUCCACUGUUAUCUGUCAUGGAGACAUUUAAAGUUUUUACACACUGCAAACUUCAACAAGUCUUGUGUGGAUUUUUCGGUUUUUAUAAUUGAGUCAGAAAUCUCUCACUGAAGCUUUUCUCAAAGAGUAGCGACUCUUUUCCAGCUCUCUACCUGCUCAACUCUAUUUCCUCCACGACACACACUCACAGUAGCCACGUUUACAUGGGCCAAAUGUCUUGAUCUGGUUAAAAGUUUGGGGGAUCGGAAAAUCUGAAUCCACUGUUUAUAUGGGCGCAAAAUCAAAUAAUCCGAUCACAAUCACAGCAUUUGGACAAGCGUAGAGUUGUCUGAUUUCGCUAAAACAACUGCAGAAGAAGAGUUGUGUUUAGGCCUGUGCUGUCAACAAACCAACAAACGCGGUAGUUGCUCUUUUUUUCCCCCCAAAGUUAAUUUGAAUUAGUGAUAUGUGGUACAUUUUAAUUUAUAAUGAAAUACAUAACAAUCUCCAAAGAACUCAUCUGAGGAAAUAACUGCCUGCACUCCAAACAGCACAAACCCAUAACACAUUAACAAGCUAAAUAAAAUAAAAAAAGUAAUAACAGGGGGUGACAUUUCAACAAAAAGUGCUUUAAGCAUGUUAAAGAAAUAGGAUUAAAUUUAAAGAACAAGAGACUUUGACAUUGUCUCAUACAGUUCAUUCAUAUAUUAGUUUUUAAUUUCAUUCCUAAAACAGUUUAUGGUGGGUUUGCUGUUGUUCCAUUUAUUCUUGUGUAUAUGAUAUUCAAAUAGAUUAACUCUUGAAAUUUGUGAAACAGAGAAUCGUUAAUCCCAAUACUUCAUCCAAUUCAGGAUUUUUUUUUUCCCCUGUUAAAUGUUGUCACUAGAUGGCGCCCUUGCAUACUUAUUUUACUGUUCUGUCAAAGGUUGCACUGUGCGUGCAGAUGUGACAUCAUUACGCCGUACGUAAGCCUUGUUAUGUUACCGGAGGAGCAGACACAGCACCUGUGGUUGUGUUUUAUGCCAGAGUGUUAAUAAUGAAACCUCCUGAAAUGACCUCAAUAAAUAAAAAGUGAAGAUCGAGUCAGAUUAGAGAGUCAAGAUCGGAGUAAGUGUUUACAUGGACGCGUUUGGGAAUAACAAUCGGCAUAAACGACCCCUCUGGAUCGGAAUACAAUUUCUUUCCGGUUGAGCCGAAUUGGAUCAGAAUCUUCCGAUCGACAUGUUUACAUGACGCAUUAUAUUCCGAUUAUUUGUUCCCAUGUAAACGCUGCUAAUGACUGUGCUGCUCCGUGAGUCCAGUCACUUGUGCUGCUCGUUUUCAGCUCUCUGCAGCUGUUGGAGAACUGAACACAGACCCAACAGUGAAUAACUUAAUUCUUGUUUGUGCAAAGCUUGGAUUAAUUCUUAUUGAAUGAAGAGAGCGCAGUGAACCUUUCACCAGGGUCAGUUUAACAGCAUCAUUGACCUGCAACAAUAGACAUUUGAAACCACUCAGCCUGCAAUCAGUCCUCAUUGACCUUGAAGUGGGUCAAGAUUUUAAAAUAUCCCAGUUAACGAAGUAUUUCGGAACAGAAAUAUAAAUCAAAGAUAAACACUGUCUCUCUGCUCGAGUACUUUGACAGAGUUUCAGGAGUUUCAUCCUCCCUCUGUGGGUUACACACCAACUCUCUGUGGCGUGGGUCCAAUAUCUGAGCCUCAGUUAAGUCGUCUCUCUGUUUUAAUUACAGGUCCUCAGGGUGAGAAGGGGAAAGAUGGGCUUCCUGGCAGAGAUGGUAAGUUGUAGCCAUGGUUACCUUUGAGUCAAUGAAAGUGAAACCAUCUGAAAUAUAAACCAGCUAAGGCUGCAUGAUUACUAAUGACUGUUUCCUCUUUUUAGGGAAGCCAGGGACUCGUGGGCUGCCAGGUCCAAGUGGGCCUCGAGGGGAUAAUGGGUGGAGGGGUCCGCCUGGAACUCCUGGAUCAAGGGGAACCCCCGGACCUGCAGGUAGGAGAGGACAGAGACCACAAAUGCAUCUCUAUGCCGACUUGCUAGUCCACUUGCCGUGUUGGCUGCUGAAAAAGACAUUUGAAUGGCUGUUGACCUAAAACCUGUGGAAAAAUCCCAGAGAUCUCCAACAAAACUCUGACUUGGCAUUAUUUGUCUUUCUCUUAAACCGCUCGACUCGCCCACAGACCCUCCAGUGGUGAAUGUCGGAGCAUUCCAGCGGCCCCUGAGGCCUGCUGGUGGUAAAUUCGCUGGCAUUUGGGCAUUUCAAAAUCACAUGUUACUAAAAACAGCCUUUGUUAUUUAGACUGCAGACCGAGAACACACAGUGAAUCAUUAAUCUGCUCCUUAUAUUCUAGUUUCUCUGCGUAUGUACAAAUAAUAAAUGAACUGUUUGGAAAAAUCAAACCCAUAGGUAGCUGUGAUUUGAAUAAUAAUUCUCUGCUAACGUCAGUAUGAGUGUGUAGCAACAUCUGCUCUGUCUAUACGCUGUUAUCCCUGUUCAGGAUCAUGAAGGGAGUGCCUCCUCUCGCAGGCGAACAUAUGACCCCUGCUCAGUGCCUGCUGCUGGGUAACCAUGAGAUUUAGAGCAAAAGUUAAACUACAAACCCACUUUCCGAGAAGCGCCAUGUGACUUCAAUCUGCACCGAACAUGAGCUAUAUAUACACAAAUCCCAGAUCCUUAUGAUUUCCAUAUGCUUGUGGUGUUAUUGUUUUUUCUAUCUCCAUUACUUCAUAAGUACCCAAAACUGGUGCUGUGUCUUACAUCCCAAGCUGUGUUUUCGUUAUUGUGCUGAUUUUUUCAUUUCAAAGAGAAAGAUAAACAUUGGACUGGAAUGCGUCCAGUUUCGUGGAAAACGUAGAUAAAUAUGUUUUAGAGUCUGAGGUUAUGGGAAAGAUGGGAGAAGAAUGAACUCAUUGUGUCGGGAGAACUGAUAUUCGACGUUAUGAUGAAUCCUGAUAAGUUAAAGGAGAUUUGUUUUACAAGCUUUGACUCGUAUUUUGACGCGGCGUCCUCCAGGGUGCUAUAAUUCUGAUGGCAAAACGAAAAUUGUUUUCCCCGUCGUGUCACAUAGAUUUUACAGGGCGGCUCUGAUUGGCCAUUUGAACCACCGUGCCACAGAUUAGAGCCUACAGACUCCCUCGCUGCAGCCAAAACACACUCAGUCAUGCUGUAAUGAUUAGCAAGGCAAAGUGAAAAUGGCCCAGAGAGGUGUCAAAUCUGUAAUACCAUUAGUCUGUAAAGUAGUAAUUAGAGAACUGUCAUUGGAUGUUGCAUCAGCACAUAAACAGAGAAGUGGUGAGUUUGGGUCCAGUUAAGAGUAAGAUGAGCAGAAUUACCUCAGGAGAGUUUUUUAAGACCAGCUACAGGCUGUUUGUGAUACCAACACAUGUGGAGAAGCUGGCGGAGUUCGUGCAAUAAACAUUUAAUUCACUAUGAACCCUCGCCAGUAACACUUUAUAGAGUUUAAUGGUGUUUAUUUGAGUUUUCCCACGCCCCUCCUCUGGACCAUUCAACACUCUCCUCCUGUUAGUUACAGAGAAAGUCAACCAGUUCACUUCUCCUCCUCUGUCCAGCUGCUGAGUUUAACACACACACACACACAGAGGCACAGAGAUAUAAAGGAAUACACACUCCUGCCAGGCAGUUAUGUUGCACCAUUCAGCACUUUAUCUAAUCUGUUUCCUCUCUGGUCUUUCUCAUGGUUUAUCCUCCUUUCACCAGGUGAUAUAUCACUACCAGUCUGCUGUUCUGCUCAGCCUCUCCGGAGGGAACAAUCACGAUCAUACUUUACAUUAUCAUCCCUCAUACCUAUCAACACAUGUCUGCUUCUGUCUUUCCUACCCUCAGGCCCACGUGGUCCACCAGGACUCCCAGGAGAUAGGGGUCUACCUGGACCACCCGGCCCCCCAGGGCCUCCAGCACCGGCUAGUGCCCAUAUCCCAGAUCCAGACCACAGUAAGAUCCAGACCUGGACUCCUAACAUAAAAUCUCCAUAAAACACACGAUAUACCACAUAGUUCAAACUUCUUGUUGUGUUUGAUAUUUACUGUCGUCACACAAUAGUUGAUGUGUUUUCCUCAGUUGUGUUCAAGGUUGGAGUCAGGUCAAUAUGAUUAAAAUCUGGCCUUUCAGACUGUCAGACUGAGCAGUUUAAAAAAAUUCAAAACAUUUUUUUUCGAUUUAAAGGGAUAUUCCGGCGUAAAACAAGUUUAGGUCAAACACUCCAUAACACCAAGAUAGACACCCCCUCCAGAGAUGAAUGUUGCUGACUGCUUGCUUCUCUAGUUAUACCAACUAUAGUAACGACCGCACGAUAGCAAUACACAGCAGUCUGAGGAGCCAUAAACAAACCUCAACCAAAACACCACUCUAUAGCCACAAAUAAUGCUCAGAACAGCUCCUAACUUCAUCAACAGUACAUAUAGGAACAUCUUUUUAACUUUGCCUAAUUUCUUUAGCAAAGAGACUAAACACAACUCGCCUACUCUCUUCCAGCAUCCGGUUGUUUGUAGCGAGACCUCAGGCCAGUCCAUUACGGACUACAGCAGGGUUACGCAGCUCAAGGAAGAACAUUUAUGAUCAUUUCUUUAUGGAAAUGCAAUCAGACUGAGAUGCUAAGGCAGAAGAACUACCGCGUCUGCAGUGCAAAAUGAAUAAUAUGGUGAUUAUUACUUCAAGGAAGUGAUGAAAAAAUGAUCAUAAAUGUUCUUCCUUGAGCUGUCUCACCCCUGCUGUAGUCUGUAAUAGACUGGCCUGGAGUCUCGCUACAAACAAACGGAUGCUGGAAGAGAGUAGGUGAGUUGUGUUUAGUUUCUUUGCUAAAGAAAUUAGUCAAAGUUAAAAAGAUGUUUGGUGGCUAGUACUGUGGCUGGGACCCUGUAUGUACUGUUGAUGAAGUUAGGUGCUGUUCUGAGCAUUUUUUGUGGCUAUAGAGUGGUGUUUUGGUUGAGGUUUGUUUGUGGCUCCUCAGACUACUGUGAAUUCCUAUCGUGCGGUCGUUACUAAAGUUGGUAUAACUAGAGAAGCAAGCAGUCGGCAACAUUCAUCUCUCAACGGGGGUGUUUAACUCGGUGUUACGGUGUGUUUGACCCUAAAUUUAUUUUAAGCCGGAAUAUCCCUUUAAUAAAUUCCUCUUCACUUUUAAAACCUGUCGCUGAUAAACCCACAAAACUUCUGAAAGUUUGGACUGUGAUUCAUGUUUGUUAUGCUUGUAGCAGCUAAUGUAGCAGAGAUGAUGUCACAAAGUUCUGGUAUAAAAAACUUUUAAAGUCUCACAUUUUCUUAUUUUUUAAAAUCAAACUUGUCGUCCACUCCUCCAACCCAAACUGAUUCAUGUAACAUCACAAGUUUUGCUCUAAUGCGAGAACAUAAAUUCACUGUUAUCAGGUAGCCUUACAUAAUUUUCACACACAUUUCAAACUGCUGAUUUUCGUGUGUGUUUAGCAGGCAUGUUCUCUCCUGCUGCAUGAGAGCUCCCACGGGUUUUAAGGCUAAUGAGGAACAAAAGAAACAAAGAGAAAGGAAAGCAGACAGGAUGGUGGUAAUCCCUUAACUGCUACUUGCUCCUUAUUGUCUGCCGGCCAAGUAGAGCAGAAUCAAAGAGUAUUAAACCGAGUCAGACACAGUCUGAGGUUGAUGCAGACUUCACAUGCUGCGAUGAGAACCUGUCCAUCACUGAUGUCACUCAACAACUUCCAGAUGUAGACCCGUGAUCAGACAGCAGGGGGAGGGGAGGGGGGAGUGUGAGAGAAAGACAGGGGCCCUCAGCGGCUCCUUCAAGGUCAACACAUCGGGGGGAUUUUACGUGUGGAUUCAGGGGUAAAACAAAGUAUGCAGCACACAGAUUUAAGCUCCCAGUUCCUGUGAGAGGAAAGUUUUGGUAGGUUGAAGUUGGUAUGAUGAUUUCCAAGACUACGAGCAAUUUCAUUCACAUCAAAGUAACAGUAGGGGACGUAGAGGGGGUGGUGGUCUGUGCUGAGCUUCCUUUUUAAAACACUGGCUUAUUUGGUUUUCAUGUUUGCUCCAGGAGGUUAGAAUCCCCUUCACUAGAACAGGGAGACAGGCUGUGGAGGAGAAUCAGACUUAAGUGUUAUUAAAGGGCUUUGGUACACUUUUAUUUGAGAUCCCAGAGCUUUCCUCAUGAGGAAAUGAAGAAAGAGUUAAGUAAUAGAGAGAGACGCUCUGUUUUGGGUGUCAUUUCUGGUUAUGAUAUUUCGGACAGUGCAGCUUUCAUGCAGCUGGGGGUGAAUCUCCUCCUCCUCCUCCUCCUCCUCCUCCUCUCUGUAUCUCCUGAUGUCUCACGCUGCUAUUGGAUCCGUGUUUCCUGUCAGCAUUGAGUGACCCAGUGACCGCACAUUUCCUCGAUCACUCACACGCUUACCACCCUCUUCCUCUUGACCCUUCCUCCUUCUAGAUGUAGAUGUUACACAUUAAAACGACAAAAAAAAAGUCAAUUGUUUUGUUUUUAUGUGAAACACUUGUCUCCAUUAACAACUUUUAGAUGCAGAUUUUUACACCGUCGAAGUCGAUUGAGUAAGUUUGAGCAUUUGUUGGAAAACACUGCCCCCUGGUGGUAGAGACAGAUUUCAUUUUCCUCACACAGCUUUGAACACAGCCUUUAAUUUGCAGGAGCAAACAACUUUCACCACAACUAAAACAAAUCAUCAGGAUAUUUCACAGGUUUAUACUCUUCACCUGAAACUGCAGCUGUGGGUUUUACAUCGACUCCUAUAAAUAGAUCCGAAACAGAAAGAAGCAGAGUGAUGUCACAAACCUGCAUCUACUAAAUGAUGAAUGAUUAUCAGGUUUUUGUGAUGCUUUUGGGAUAUUUUAUUUUAGCUUAUGAGAAGAACCAGGUCUGGGUCUCUGUGACUCCAGUUGAGGCAAAUAAACAGCAGAAAACUCCAUGAUAACUAAAAAAAUCUGUUGUUACAGUUUUAAUUGUUUUAUUUCUUCUGGAUUUUCUCUCUUGGUUAGGUUUGGAGAUAAGUCCUCUUUAGGUUUAAACCUGGUCUGCUCAUGUGAUUUCAUUAAAUCCGCCUCUUUUUCUGUGUGACUUUUCUUUUGACAGAACUAAGAAAAACUAAAACCAAACCAAACCUCCUCAAAGAUAAACAGCCUGUGUAAAACAGUCCGAGCGCUCCUCUUUUUUUAGUCUUUUUCCUGUUUGUAAAUAAAGUCCUUAGCCAGGAAAGUAGCUCCUUCAUUAAACUCUCUCGUUUGGUCCCAACUGCAGGUCGUGGAAAAGACCCGUUCUUCACCAACACUUUCCAUGACUCACGAGGAUCGCCUGUUCCAGGGCCUCAGGGUCCUCCUGGGCCGAUUGGUGAGUCUCUAGUCAUGUCGUGUGGUACAGAGUGUGUUUGUGUUGAGUUUUCUUGUGAUGGACAGAUAUUUCAAAACCCCCAAGCAAACACAGAAAGAGGAGAAAACCAAUGAUUUUAUUAUUUUGAAACACUGUGAUGUUAUUGUGAUUCAGAUUUCACAGUCAGACGUUGUUUGAUCACUCUGUCUCAUUUUGCUUCUGUCAGUUUUGUAGAUUUAAACACAAAAAUAUUCUCUUACAACCAAACACAAAACAACAAAUCCACACACUGAGAGCUGCUCAAUAUCUUGUCAUAAACAUUUACAGUUGAAAUGCAGGAGUCGGGUUGAAACCAAAAUUUAAAAACCUGGAACAAAAAUAAUUAUUUUGAUAUCCUGCACAGGUCCCCCAGGUCCUAGAGGCCCAGUAGGACCUUCUGGCCCAUCAGGACAGAAUGUAAGUAUGCUAACAGCUCAUCGCUGCACUGAGAGACCAUAUUAAAGGGAUAUUCAGGCGUAAAAUUAAUUAAGGGUCAAACACCAUAACACCGAGUUAGACACCCUCUCGAGAGAUGAAUGUUGUUGACUGCUUGCUUCUCUAGUUAAACCAACUUUAGUAACAACCGAAGGAUAGCAAAACACAGAGCCAUGCACUCAACGAAAACGCCACUCUAUAGCCACAAAUAAUGUUCAGAACAGCACCUAACUUCAUUAACAGGACAUAUAGGAUCCCAGCUAUAGUACUAGACACCAAACAUUGUUUUAACUUUGUUUAAUUUCUUUAGCAAAGAGACUAAACACAACUCACCGUCUCUCUUCCAGCAGCCGCUUGUUUGUACAGAGACCUCGGACGAUUCCAUCACCGACUACAGUGGGGUGACACAGCUCAAGGAAAAACAUUUAUGAUCAUUUCUUUAUCAUUUCCUUUAAGUAAUAAUCACCAUAUUAAUCAUUUUGCACUGCAGACACGGUAGUUCUUCUGCUUUAGUGUCUCAGUCUGAUUGCAUUUCCAUGAAGAAAUGAUCAUAAAUGUUCUUCCUUGAGCUGCGUCACCCUGCUGUAGUCGGUGAUGGAAUCGUCUGAGGUCUUCCUACAAAUGAGCGGCUGCUGGAAGAGAGUAGGUGAGUUGUGUUUAGUCUCUUUGCUGAAGAAAUUAGGCAAAAUUAAAAAGAUGUUUGGUGUCUAGUACUAUGGCUAGGACCCUAGCCUAUGUUCUUGUUGAUGAAGUUAGGUGCUGUUCUGAACAUUAUUUGUGGCUAUAGAGUGGUGUUUUAGUUGAGGUUUGUUAAUGGCUCCUUAGACCGCUGUGAAUUGCUAUCAUACGGUUGUUAAUAAAGUUGGUUAUAACCAGAGUAGUAAGCAAUCGGAAACAUUCAUCUCGCGAGGGGGUGUCUACCUUGGUGUUACGGUGUGUUUGACCCUAAAUUAAUUUUACACCGGAAUAUCCCUUUAAGUAUAAGUUAUACAAAAUACAAAUUUAUCAUUGUCAUUUAAUGUUUCUUUUGACGUUUCAGGGAAAACCAGGAGCUCCUGGAGUGCAGGGCCCUGUGGGGCCAAAAGGAGAACGUGGGGAGAGAGUGAGUACACUCAGAGCGUCAUAAUAUUUAUCAGGACUCAUUUAUUUAUUUAUUUUACACACCUGAAAAACUGUGUGUAAUGUGCCUUUUGGUUUUUAGGGUCCUCUAGGUUACCCAGGAGAGAGGGGCUUCAGAGGCGAGCCGGUAAGCUGCCUCCAGGACUAUGAUCUGAGUGUGUGAGAGUUUUCAGGGAAGCAUCAACACAUGUCAUGGCUGGUUAUUUUACUGUAAACUACACUACCCAGCAGCACCACAAACCGCUCUGAAUCACGAAGAAUGAGAUGUAUCUGCAGGAGUAAACUGAAGAUUUGUUUUCAUUAGCUUUUCUUUUAACUCUGUUGUUGAUACUUCUUCCCAGGGAGCACCGGGUCCAAAAGGAGAGCCGGGAGAGAAGGGCUUACCGGUAAGAGCAGUCAGUAAAUCAGACUUCACAUGUUCCUCACAGGGCAUGGACUGUGAAGUAUAUCUGAAAAGUUUAAGAUUCCAUUUUUGGGCAUUAAGUACUUCCUCUGUGUCUGUCUAACCCUUAUUUUUCUCGCUUCUUUUACAUUUUACAAGAGCAAUCUAAAUGUAAGAUCUUUUCAUUUAAGUCAUCACGUGUUCACUUUGUAAUUCAGUAACCGUAAAGUAGUCUAACCAUGAUCCACCUCUCUGGUUAUGGUUAUGAUCUUUUUACAGUCACCCUGUUUGUGGAUGAGUCCCUCUCUCUUUCUCUCUUUCUACUCCAUAUUCUUCUACCAGAGUGUCUAUUUUACUGUUUUAUGACAUUGUUGUUAUUGUUGGUUUAUAUUUGACUUUGGUGGUUUAUGUGUCUGUUGUGUUUUUGUGUGUGAAACCUUUAAUGUGUUUUUGUUUUUAUUGGUCUUUGGGGUGUGCUCUGGACUGCUGUCCCCUGUACCGACACUGUCCUCUUGACCCUAAAGCUGUCUGACUCCCUCUGCAAGCUACUGUCCCCAUGGCUACCUUUCACAGUCACCUUUUCAGCAUCCCAGUUUGGCAUAUACAUGAAAUCAAACUAAACUGAUCAUGCUACAACACUGUACACCAGCUCUGGUAACUAAAAAGUGAUAUUAAAAACCAUUCAGGACGACUUUUGGCUCAAAACAUGAUCUCUUUUAACGGCAGUGAGAUAAAUGUAUAUGCCAAAUCACUCCAUAUGUUUCAGUGGGGGGUUGUGUUGGGUUUAGGAUAUUGUGCUAUGAUGUGAGUGGAGUGGAUACAGCUAUCCCCCUCUGUCCCACAACUUUGCAUGAUUUUCUUUUUCGAGCACUGCACCAUGAAAACUUUCUUUCCUAAAUGCAAAAAAAACAAUUACAGAAGUUUCUAAAUAGUGACAUAACAGUGAUGAUGAGACAGAAAAAAAGGCAAAGUACCUCCUCCGUUAAUGGAUUCGUUCUCUUCAAUUAAGACUCGAGAGAUUGAGAGUCAUGCUCGCCUUUCUGUAACGUCAGCGUUUAUGUUCGAAAUGACUGUUCGCUUGCAGAUUUUUGCAGAUACGCUCACUGACUUCAUCUUUUAAGUUUAGAUUCUCAGCAUGCCAAAAUUUUUCUAAUUAAAAAUCAGCAACUUUGAUACGCUCAGAUACGGAUUUUGCUGAUGUGCCAAAUAUAAGAAGUCAGGGAAUCCAUGCUCUGGACAUGAGUGUGUAACAGCGUAGUUGUGGCUUGCAUGGCUAAAAAUAAAGAGUUUUUUCACGACGGAGGGAAACUUUGCCUUAUUUCAUCAAUCAUCAACUAUGUCCUUUGUUUGACUUACUAAUGAGAACCUAAAAAAGUGGGAGUAACUCGCCCCGGCAUCAAAGCUUCUGCUUUCCCCUGCAUGUUGUAUUAUGUGAUGGUCUGCUUACUUCUCUUUUUAACUCCUUUCGUCAUUUUUUAAGGUAUGAUCUAGGAGUCUUAAAAAAACUACCUCUCAGUCUGCAGUAGCUGCCUUUCAUGGGUAACUUAGAGUGAAAGCUGUGGUUCUGUUAAAGAAACACUCGCCUAGCUUCACUGCAACCCGACAACAGGAAUGCAGACGGCAUGAUUUAGUUGAUCAAUCUGCGGACAUUAAUUAUUAAACCCAGCUGUGUUAUGUCCUCAAUGUGAGGCCUGAUUGUGAUGUGCAUGCUGAUGCUGCCCAGCCCAGCAUGGCAGAGACUGACUCCGUCUAGCAGCAUGGUCAGAGAUUGAAGGAGAAACAGAGACAUACAGGAGGAAGAUAUGUCUGAGAGCGCUGGGCAGAUCUGUGGAUUGUUUUUAACCUUCUAACUCCUGAAGUGUAUUGACAGAAGAGAAAAUGACUUGCAUCUUGGCGUGCGAUUCUCUGGCUUGUGCUCCUUACCUUGACGGCUGUAUCUAUCUUCACAGGGGGACGGGAUACAUCAGAUCAGAGAGGCGCUGAAGAUCUUAGCCGAGAGGGUUUUAAUCCUCGAGACUAUGAUCGGUAUUCAUGGUGAGUAGGAGGCCUGAGGCAGGGUCAGCUUUAGGCAGGGGGUUAAAGGUGGGGGUAGGUGGUCUUAAACUCCCACUCCUGUACAGUCACGAGCAGCCCCAGGACUCAGGCUGGUGUUUCCAACCCCUCACAAAGUCCCCCUCCCCCCCUGUCACUGCUCUCUGAUAGGACAUUAGCUUGCAGAUGUUCCACGACUUGCAGGCAGACCUUGAGCUUCUGGCUCGCAGGGUGACGCUGCUGGAGGCGAUCAUCUGGCCAGGUAACACUGAGACUUCCUCACCCUUAGCUCUGAAGGCCCUCACUCACCUUUUCGACAAGAUCUAGAAAGUGCUGAUAGAGUUUAAGAAGCUUUCAAAUACUGAUUUACACUUGUCACUGUUAGAUUUUGAUCCCCACACUUUAGAAAUGUGAACUGUAUAAUAUGAUGACAGCAGCACUAUAUUCAUGAAUACAUAUUUACCCAUAAAUGCUUCUGGCUGUGGCAAACAUGGUCGAUCUAUUUUGCCAAAGCUUGGACAUUUUCACUUAUUUCACAAGUUAUUUCCUGAUAUGUGUAUUUUUUUCUGGGCUCUUGCUAAUCUUUAUAAGUUCAGUUAUUAAAGGAAACAUGUAAUCACAACACUUCAACCAAAUCAGCAACAUUGAAAUAAAUUUGGUCUGUGAUAAUUCAAUAAUUGUUGAUCGAAUCAUGUCAAACUCUGCAGCUGCACUCACUUAAAUCGCUCACUUUUGGUGUUUCAACUUGUAAUUAACUUAAAGGGAUAGUUCCAUCUUUUUAAUGGGGUUGUAUAAGGUAUUAAACUGAUUUAAUAAAUGACACCUAAUUUUUUUUAAAGCUUUAAUUGUUGUCAUUAAGAACAUACUGAGAUGCUUUGUUGGGUUAAUGGAUGUUUAAUGGAUGUUUAGUAUGAAAGUCCUGCUAGAAGGGCUGCAAAACAGAUCCAUAUCAUGAGACAAAUUAUCAACAGACUAUUUUAAUUAAUUGCUAAGAUGAAAAUAUGCUAAUCGUCUAUUUUUGCUGCACCAAAGUGUGCAUUUGGGCAUGCAUCAAAAUUCCACUUUAUUGGACCUGACAGGUGCACCUAUCUAAUGACAUUUUUGUACACAAGACAACUGAAAUUGAUCAUUGCAGCCCUUCUAGCGCACCGAAUCAAACACUGACAGGUCUGAUCAAUUCUUUUACAUUCUCACUCAGUGGUGGUUUAUUAAGAUUAUAACAGAGAAAGUGGGGCAGCCUCCAGGUCAGCCGCUACAUCACUAUGUUAAGACACACACACACACACACACACACACAGAGUGAUGGACAGGGAGGCCCCGUUCCAACUGCUGUCUCUCUUCAACAGAGCCUGAUCUAGGGUCUGGGGACGGACCGUUUGGCACAGCCUCCCCUAGUUUCUACAGAGAUAAGCGAGCAGGUGCACUUCCAUAUCGACUCGCUUCUCCCCUGUCCUCCGACACCAAGGUUCGAGGGAAGUAGCUCCCCCCUUUCCCCUUCUCCGCUCACUCUGAGGAUCACAGGCUGGGUUGACUCCCCCCCCUAAAGCGCUCAUCAGUACUCGACAGAUUAAGACCUUCUCUGACAACUUUUCUAGGCUUGACUGUCAGAUUUAGGAUGGGGGACACCUCAGGGAAACUCCACUGAUACUCCACAAUCCUCCUCCCCAGGACCCCGAGAACUAGUUUGACCCCCCCACUCAUCGCUUUAACUGAACACUUAAACAAAACACUCAGCAGCUCCUUUUGUGUCUCAGUUAUUUGGCCACAGCGCUGUAUUCUCAAAUUAAAAAUGUUCAUGUGCGAAAAAAAAGGAAAAUCUGAAUCUUCUAUGGUGCUCCUCGAGUCUCAAACAGCUCUGGAUAAUAAGGGUCUUUUAGAGUAAUCAAUUGAAGGAGGAAUCAGAUGUGUGGAGACAGACUGGAUUUUAGUUUGUAUUGCUUUCACAUUGUAUGUAACUUCAAUCUGAAGAAAUUCCACUAUUUAAAUAUAUUGUGCAUGUACAGUUUGCAGGAUACAAGUACACAAACAAACCUCUCCUCGUAGUAUUCAUUUUUGUUAUACCUUUAUCAUAUUGUUUAACUCAAUGUUACGUAGUGCACUAAGAAGAUGAAGUCAUCUCCACGUUUACUGAGAUAUGUGUUGCUACCAGUGUAAGUAGUUUUCUGAUGGAAGUGUUUCCCCCUUAAAAUACACAAUGAUAAAGUGAUUUACUAGACUUAGGUAUAUUUACAUUUACUCUGUGCGGCAAAAAAAGCACAAACAUAUGAAAAUUGGUUGAAUGUGAACAUUAAAAAUCAUAUGUACAAACAAACAAAACAACUCUUGUGCCAGCUGACUGUCCAUUUUUAGAUUGUCAACACACACACUCAGAGGAAAUAACCAACCUGUUACGGGAACUUGAACAUAUUUUACCACUGCUGUGCUGGUAAACUGCUUAAACUGUCCUGAUGAAAAGACUUGACGUGUGUUUUUUCAUCUUAUAUCAAACGUAUUGUGAAACUAUUUAAAAGUCAUCAUUGUUAGUUUAUUUUGUAUGCUGUUGUGUAACCAUUCAUAUUUCAAGCUUUUUUGUGCAAAUGUGUUAUUGUGGUAAGAUAAUCCUGUCUCAAUAAUUAAUGUAAUAAAAUGAUGUUCACUGUUUUUUUACAUGGUGUCUUUUUUCAUUUGUAAUGUCAUCCCUCCUCUCUGGUGUACAUCUAAUGAUACAGAAAAAAAAUGAUGUAUUUCAGCCUGUCUUCACACUUGAUGAUUUAAAUACUUGUAAAAGAAGCCCACAGGGAAAGUCUUACAUUGACGCUCAGCAAAACCCAAGCAUUAUCUCCAGUGUACUGCAAACAGUCCUCCGAUCCAUGGCUGUGAUGCCAACUAUGUACUCUGAGGCGGCUGUGGCGUCUUUCCUUUAGAUAUCACUACAGCCUGUUCUCCAAUGCUGUCAUCAAUGAGCAGAGAAAUGGCGCCAUCUAGCUGUUUGGAGGCUGCCAAUGCCACUACAGCCUUCUCUGUAGGGAAGCCCAUCUUCUCCAACUGCUGCAGUCUAAAAGAGGGGACACUUUCAGUCAAGUAAAGUAUUAUCAACCAAAACUCUUAAAUACAGGACAUGGGAAAGUAUGGGAAAACUUUGAUUAAAUUAUUACAAACCGCAGAGAAGACACGGAUGAUUUAGGGACCUCCACUUUCGCAUCAGGAUUGUCAGGUGCAUCCUGUAAUGAGGCCAGUAUUCCUGCUCUCAGCAUCUGCUCCUCCAACACAUCAGCCUCGGAUUGUGCAGCAGACUCUGCCAUUGCCCAGGCAGGCGCAGGAUACUCAUGUGGGUGGUGAUUAAAAAAAGAGGGAUCUCUCACAGGAGGAGCUGCAGCCUGGUCUACAGACACCAUCCGAGGGCACGAUCUAGAUGUGUGACGAAAGAUGAAGUUAAAUUACAAAAUCAACCACUAUCAUGCAUGCAACUGGUUCGAGUGAAUAUUUAGAUAGAAACAAAACUCACUGCACCUCUUUGAGGUAGAAUAAGUGGGUAAUCUUAGCCCGGAUGAUACUGAAAUAUAUGCCCAAUUAGGGAUGCGGUCCAAGACCCUGAACCCCUCUAACUCCUGUAACGUCACGAUGAAUGGCUGAUGAUCUGAGAGGAUGAUUAAGGAUCUUAAAAAACACAACUUGAUUUCUGAACAUUUGUUAUAUUCAUAAAGGAAGAUGCUUUACUACAAACCUGAAAGGAGAGAUUUACCCUGUGCAACAUACAAACAUAAAAACAUUCUUUUCGUACCUUUAAAUUAGGGCUGGGUGAUAAAACGAUAAUGAUACAUAUUGAAAAUUAAUUUCCCUCAAUAUCAAUAUAAAACAUGGUCAAUAUCCUUUUCAAUAGGCGACAUUCUGCCAUGUUUUGGUAGACUAUAUGAAUAGCCAGUAAAAAGGGGAGUUGCUCCAAUCUGAAUUAGAACCAAGUAGCAACAACUGCGUAGUAGCAGGCUGCAGCUACACGCAACCAUAACACUUUAACAAAUGAAGCUGAUAGCACUGUUGGUGAAAAAAAAAAAGAAAAUGAGUGCUACUCCUGACAGAAAUGUAGAUGAAGGCUCAACAGAUGACGACAUCAUCGACAACACUGGUACAAAAAUGUCGAUGGUGUAGAAGUAUUUUGUUUUUUGAGGUCGGACAUGAAGCAGAGUAAUGUGGACUGCAAAUUAUGUCGAGAACAUGUUCUUGCAAAGUCAAGGAAUACCUCAAAUCUUUUUCACCACCUGAAGCAGUGUCAUGCAGCAGAGCAUGCACAACGCAAAAGACCUCACAGAUGCAGUAGCUUAUUGUAUUGCAAAAGACAUGCUACCAAUAAGCACUGUUAAAUUUAUUUUUUUAUCAUGAUAUAUAUCUAUAUCGACAUACUUUAAUUGUAAAAAGGUCGUCACUUGUCUUCAGUGACUGCAGAUUCCGCUUUUUAAAGUUUUACCGUGUACUUAUUUGGGCCACUUGUCCAAGCACUGUUGAAAAAUAAACAUGCUUCCAGAUAAGAUUGUUAAUCCAAUAGGAAAGGAUACAGUUGUGUCCAAUGCAAAUAGUGCAGAAGUGAAGCAGGGCAGGUGUCCCAGGCAGCAGCAGCAAACCAAUCAGCAAGAGGAGCCAGGGGAGAAACCAGACAGGUAAACACCUCAGCAGCCUCC